Molecule: messenger RNA, 74723 nt
Organism: Pelobates cultripes (western spadefoot toad)
Lineage: Eukaryota; Metazoa; Chordata; Amphibia; Anura; Pelobatidae
Source: the annotation of a GenBank genome assembly
AUGGGGGAUGGGUCUGCGCCGAUGUGUACACUGAGUGUUAAGUCCGAUGUAUAUUAUCGUGUCCAAAGUUCUACUUUUGGUGGGGUUCAGAAGGUACGAUAUCGUGGAGAGUAGUCCAAAUAUAAGAAAUAGAAGAGAUCUUACUUACAAUUGACAGAGCUUAACCCAGCUCUGGUGUGGAUAGCUUGCAGCGGUAUUAUCCCCGCUUACAGGAUAUUCGGCAGGUCUCCUCUUCUUUGUGGUAACAGGUGGCCGAAGUUGGGGAAGAUAAAAUGAAGACAGUAAUGGUGCAGUAUGUUCUACACUGAUAAAAAAUAAUAAAAUAUGGUAGAUACACUCACAUUCUGUAGAGCUUAGGCUAGCUCUAGUUGGUUAGGCGUACAGCGGUAUCAUCCCCGCUUAUGGGAUAUAUGAGGAGUGAUCUUGAUCGGAAUGUCAGGAGCUCGAAGAGAAGGUAAAACAGCGAUAGUGCUCUCAAUAAAAUCUUAAAUGGUAAAAUAAAAUAAUAAAAUAUACUCACAGUGUAUAGGGCAGACUAACUGCUCUAUGUAACAGCGUAGGUGGUAUAAUCCCCACCUGGGAUUCUUGGAGUAUGGUAUACAGGACUUUAAAAUAAUAAAAAAAGAUAAAAUGUAAAUAAAAAAUAAUAAAUAAUAAAUAAUAAAUAAAAAGUUUAUAAAAUAGCCAGGUAAUAGAAAAGAUGAUGGUAUAAACGUAAAAAUGACCAAAAUCUUUUAUUAACAAUAUAUAAAAUAGUAAAAAAUAUCCAAACGCGUUUCACCAAUGUAAGGCUUUAUCAAUGGAUAGCAAAGGUUCAUCAUCUUUUCUAUUACCUGGCUAUUUUAUAAACUUUUUAUUUAUUAUUUAUUAUUUUUUAUUUACAUUUUAUCUUUUUUUAUUAUUUUAAAGUCCUGUAUACCAUACUCCAAGAAUCCCAGGUGGGGAUUAUACCACCUACGCUGUUACAUAGAGCAGUUAGUCUGCCCUAUACACUGUGAGUAUAUUUUAUUAUUUUAUUUUACCAUUUAAGAUUUUAUUGAGAGCACUAUCGCUGUUUUACCUUCUCUUCGAGCUCCUGACAUUCCGAUCAAGACCACUCCUCAUAUAUCCCAUAAGCGGGGAUGAUACCGCUGUACGCCUAACCAACUAGAGCUAGCCUAAGCUCUACCGAAUGUGAGUGUAUCUACCAUAUUUUAUUAUUUUUUAUCAGUGUAGAACAUACUGCACCAUUACUGUCUUCAUUUUAUCUUCCCCAACUUCGGCCACCUGUUACCACAAAGAAGAGGAGACCUGCCGAAUAUCGUGUAAGCGGGGAUAAUACCGCUGCAAGCUAUCCACACCAGAGCUGGGUUAAGCUCUGUCAAUUGUAAGUAAGAUCUCUUCUAUUUCUUAUAUUUGGACUACUCUCCACGAUAUCGUACCUUCUGAACCCCACCAAAAGUAGAACUUUGGACACGAUAAUAUACAUCGGACUCAACACUCAGUGUACACAUCGGCGCAGACCCAUCCCCCAUUUUUUCUGCUCCUAUCAUUUGUAUUCCAAGGACACUAGAGGGAGUCCUUGUUUGGGACUGCUGCCUCUCUGACUAGCGCUGACUCAACCCCCCGUUUUGUUAAUUUGCACUAUAUGUCUGUUGAACCGUAAUACACCUCUAUCAUAUUAAAUGCACACACAUAUGAUAUAUAAUUUUAUUCAGGGGAAAUAGGGAUUUCAUGUCAUGUCAAAUAUUUAUAUAAGAAACAUAAUUUAAUAUGAAUAUAAUCUAAAACAGUUUACGAAAUUAAGAAACUUUAUUUUUUUUAGUUCUGCAUGGCAUUUUAACUGUUAAUGUCAUAAUACUGUUAGCUUUUACUGCAAUAAAAUACACAUAUUUGUGUUCAGUGAUGUCUCACGAGUACAACAGUACCAUACAGGUUUUAUGGGGUUUUGAAAAGUUACAGGGUCCAAUACAAGGCUAGCCCAUUUUAGUUUUUACACAUUAAAAUUUGCCAGCUUGGUUACGUUGCCUUUGAGACCGUAUGGUAGCCCAGGAAUGAAAAUUGCCCCUAUGAUGGUAUACCAUUUGCAAAAGUACACAACCCAGGGUAUUCAAAAUGGCGUAUGUGCAGUCUUUUUAGUAGCCACUUAUUCACAAAAACUGGCCAAAGUUAGCGUUCAUAUUUAUGUUUUGCAUUUUUCACACAUAAACUGUACUUUCAUUGAAGAUAUCCUAGUCGUGAUAUGUUUUACUGUUUUGAAACACUCAUAUUUGAGUUUAGCGAAAUCUCCUGAGUAAAACAGUUCCCCCAUGUACAGGUUUUAGGGUGUAUUGUAAAGUUACAAGGUUAAAUAUAGUUCUUGCAAAUUAAAUUCUCUGGACUUUAUGCCUGGGUUGUCAGGCAGGUCCUUAAAAUUAUAAUUACUAAAAUAACAUAAUUAUGUAAAAAGAUUAACCUCUGACAGGGUCUCCCAGCAUGGCACCAUUGAUUGGUGCUUGGCUUUCACAGAUGCCCAACACCGAUCACAGUAUAAUUGGCAUUCUGGAGUUUCAUCAAUACAGGUAGAUGUUUGCGUUGCUGGAAACAGCUAGCAGAUGGCGGCAACAUUCCACUCUCUACUAGGAAAUCCAUCUGCUGAUAUCGUUACUGAUAUUAGCAGAGGGUUUCCUUAAGAUCACGGUUAAGGUUAGAGGUAGGGUUGGUUUAAGAUGAAUGUUAGAGUUUGUUGUAUGUUUAGACAAAUCUCUCUUUCUGCAUAUAUUUUUUACCAUUAAUUGUUUCUUGGCGUUUUUAGCACAAGUAAUGUUCAUUACAUAGUUACAUUCACAUAACACUGGUUGAAAAUACAAUAUCAAUUGUGUUACAAUGUAUAAACUGUUUAAUAGGGUUUUGUAACAUUUGUGCUACAACCAGAUAUCUAUUAUGUGGGCACAUACAUUUUAUAAAUGUCGUAGACAUGAGUGUAUAAUUAGCAGUAAAUAAGGUGGAAAGAUGACUGAAAAAUAACAGAAAUCUUAGUAAGUAGAUCAUAAUAAGAAAGUCAAUAUGCCACCUCAGUCAUCCCUACGAGGACAUACAGAGUCACGCCUUGCAUGUGGUGCAUACUACAUUGCUCAGUACAUUAGGGAUGACAUCAUAACCCUUAGAGUACAGGAAUCAGUGGCAGCAAUGCGUAUGAGCAGGGAAUAAUCUACAGUCAAAAGUAUUUUAGCCGUGGCUGUAUUGUUUUUUACAUCUUUCUCAAAUAGUCAGGAAUAACUGUGUCUUUUUGCUAGAAGUUUGUGACAUGCGCACGUAAACAUAAAAUAGUUGAAUCUUGUCACAGAUUUGUGAGAGAGAGGGGCACUCAAUGGACUUCCAAUUUGUUGCUAUAAAAUCGCGAUCUUCUAAUAGCGUAAGGGCAAUGAGGUACCCUCCUCAGUAGCACAUAUCCAACAUGUGGAGAAAGCCAUUGGAAAGAUCUUUUGUAAUCUGUGAGGGGUCAUAUAGAAGUGUCCUAUGUGCCUCAAUAUGUGAAUAACAUUUUGUGAAUUUGGAGAGGUCCUUAAGGGCCAAUAGCCAAUCACCAUUAGUCAAAGUCAUGGUCUUUCUGCAUAUAUUAGAAUCAGCUAAGAAUAACCAAACAAGACACUUGAGAACCACUGUCACACCACCUAUGGAGUUAUUGUUGACCUCCUAACAAAGUACUAGGAAACUUGAAGAAAUUUCACAGGAGAGCACAGGCAAUACCCAUAUGUGCUGCAGGCUGGAGUUCAUGGGACACAUACCAGGCGUAACAAGCAAGAAGCCCCACGGGCCAACCCUUUACCCUCUUCCUUGACACCUCUCAUGUAUCAGUAUCUGAGUAUGUUAAGGAUGUCGAUAUGUAUUCAAUGUGUUACUUAUUUUUCUGUGAAAACUUACAAAAACACUAGAUCUGAAGAAUUAUGCAUGUAUGCACAGGGUUAGGGGUAGGGUUGGUGUAGCGUGGUGAGGGGGGAGUUGGUUAACUACCAAAAAUUAAUUUAGAUCCUAGAUAUAUAAGGCAUUUGACAAUCAGGACAGUAACAUGAAUCUAUGUUGAGGUCUUUGUGUUUAGUUGCACUGGAUGUUUAAAUAUUAUUAUAAAAAAUAUUAAAAACCCUUAAAGGGACACUAUAGUCACCUGAACAACUUCAGCUUAAUGAGGUUGUUCAGGUGAGAACUAUAGCUCCCUGCAGCCUCUCAUGUAAACACUGUAUUUUCUGAGAAAAUACAGUGUUUACCUUGAAAGCUAGGAACACCUCCAGUUGGAGUCACUCAGAGUGAACCAUAAUAUGCCUCCAUCCACUCAGAUCUGCUGUCAGCAGAGCACAGGGCAGCACUGUGCACAGCAUGCUGUGAUUCAGUAUCUCCUCCCUCUGCAUGCAGACACUGAACUUUCCUCAUAGAGAUUCAUUGAUUCAAUUCAUCUCCAUGAGGAGUAGACAUGUGCAAUUAGUUUCUGGCCGAAUAUGUAUUCGGACUAAUUUCUGGCAAUUCGGACAUUCGGGUACUUCCGAAUGUCCGAAUUGCCGAAGUGCCGAAUUACCGAGGUUCCGAAAUUACCGAAUUUCCGAAGUGCCGAAGUUUUGCCUAAGUACUAAUAUACUUACCCAGUGGAAGAAGAAGAAUGUUACAAUGUAUACAAUUUUAAAUAAAAAGUAUACAAACAUAGCCAGGAUUCAGCAGUAAGCAUUUGCAACACUUACAACAAUCAAGUAACACACAUUCAUAUAAAAUGUAAGUUACUUAGCCUGUCAAUGUAAUGACAGGAAUGAAUAAGUAGAUAACUCCCUAAUUCCCAUGGUAUUAAGGAGCUAUCUACUAAGGCUGAAAGACCUAAAUUGGUCUUUCAGACAAAUUUACUAAUACUUAGUAAAAAUUACUUAGUAUUAGUAAAUUAUGCCCCUACUCACUAUACCGCGAGUAGGGGCAUGUCUAUUAAACAGUUAGCAGCCUGUGGCUGCUCACUGUAAAAACAAACAAACAAACAAAAAAAACACGUCCCCUUCCCCCUCCUAACCUGAAGGGAGGACCUAUUCUCCCCCCCGGCCCCCACCCCUGAACGGCGGGUGGGGGCCCUAAAGUAAAAUAAGGGCGGGACCUAUUGACCUCCCCCCCGCCACCACCCAUGAGCGGAGGGUGGGGGCCCUAAAGUAAAGUAAUGGGGUGGGGGCACCUAUUGCCCUCCCCCCAGUCCCCACCCCUGAGCGGCGGGUGGGGGCCCUAAAUCAGAAUGUGGGUGGACCUAAUGUCCUCCACCCUGGGAGCAGUGGGUGGGGGCCCUAAAUACUAUUUAGGGGGGGACCUGAUGUCCUCCCCAUUGGCCCCCACCCCGAGCGGUGGGUGGGGGCCCUAAAUUAGAAUGAGGGGGGAGCACCUAAUGUCCUCCCCCCUGGCCCCCACCCCUGAGCGGUGGGUGGGGCCCUAAAUACUAAUUGGGGGGGACCUAAUGUCCUACCCCCUGGCCCCCACCGCAGAGCGUCGGGUGGGGGCCCUAAAUAAAACGGGACGGGGACCAUUUAACUAAGUACCUGUAAAAAAAAUUUAAAUAAACUUACCAUUUGAUGUUUUCUUUCUUCUAAAAUCUUCUUUUUCCAGCCCCCAAAAAGGCCAAAUAAAAAUCAAUAAUAACCGACACAAUUUAAAAAAAAAAUCCAUCUUCACCCGGCGAGGGCUCCGCGCAGACUGAGCUCUGCAGGGCGGGGGAAGGCUUAUAAAGCCUUGCCCCACCCUGCAAUUAGACUCAGAGCACUCUGAUUGGUGGGUUUAAGCCAUCCAAUCAGAGUGCUCUGACAGGUAAAUGAAGAGACUGACAGGUAAGUCUCUACAUUUACCUGUCACAGCACUCUGAUUGGUUUGUUUGAAAUCCACCAAUCAGAGUGCUCUGUGUCAUUAUACACAGCGUGGGAAAGUUCUUUGGAAUUUUCUAUCAAGGUAUGUGUGUGUCUCUCAUGGUAUGUGUGUGUGUCAUGGUGUGUGUCUGUCAUGGUAUAUGUGUGUGUCUGUGCCUGUCUUGGUGUAUGUGUGUGUCUGUGUGUGUUUAGAAAGUGUUUUUACUCACCUUUUUUUCCCUACGCCGUGCUGCGGGGCUGGCAUAGAUUUUUUUCCAGGGCUGCUUUGCAUCCCCAGUCCGGCCCUGGAGAUGCUGAUUGGCCAGGACUGUGUUUGAAUCAUGCUGGCUCUGCCCCUGAUCUGCCUCUUUGUCAGUCUCAGCCAAUCCUAUGGGGAAGCAUUGUGAUUGGAUCAGGCUACCACAUAUCAGCAGACUGCUUGUUUUUAUGAGUCUAACAGCAUGCAGAUUUACAGCUUCAGGCUUGAAUACAGUAAGAUUUUUACUAUAUUUAUGGAGGCAUGAGGGGCCCAGGGGGGCUAGAGGGUGGUGUUAACACUAUAGGGUCAGGAAUACAUGUUUUUGUUCCUGACCCUAUAGUGAUCCUUUAAAUAAUGGUUGAAUACACAAAUAGCACAAAAUCUAUGUUUUGUUUUGAUUCAGAACUUGGCAGAUUGCCUCAUUCCUAAAGGUGUUAUAUAAACUUAGUUUUAAGUAGGUCACAAUGAGUAGUAGCUGUUCCAUAAUUGAGUCCUUCUGAGAUAUUUUGUCUCAUGGUGAAUUUCCAUUGACACGCACCCAUGUGUCUGUCUGGGUUAAUUACCAAAAUCUGAAUUAUCGAAAACUAAAAGUAAAUUCAAAGGGAAUUUUCAAAUUUAAGACUAAAAGUAGCCGUAGUGCAAUAUACACUUUCUAUGUCAGCUCUUUUUGCUUUAAAUUUCAGAUUCUCAUUAUCUUUUUAGUGAAAAACCCUGAUAUGUCAUAGCUGAGAGAAACAAACUAAUUUUAUAAAAAGUUUGAAUCAGGAGAUCUAAAGUGGCAUCCAUUAAAGUAAUAUUGGAAGGCAAAUACUGAGUUCACAAAUUUACAUGUUUCCAAUGUGCAGACAUUGAAUCAUACCGAUACCUUCACAAGCACAGCUUUACACGAUAGCUUAAAUUGAGAUCCAUUUAUUGCUGACAUCUUGUGUCCCAACCGAAAACCUCACAGAAAAAAAAAAAACGAACUUUUCUAGAUAUUUGUUAUAUUUCUUGUAUACUUCUAAUAUGUUUAAUUUUCAAGAAAACAUCAUAUAUUUUUUUUCCCCUUCAUUCCUUGGGGUGACAUUGUUAUUUUUUUUUUUUUUUUAUAUAUUUUCUGUAUUUUAUUGAGGCAUAUUAGAUGGGAUACAGAAUAGAGAGAGGGAAAUGUGCAUUAGAAUACAGUACAGGGCUCAAUAACAGUGGUAUCUAACAUUUCCUUAAUAUUUGUACCUCUUUUUUAUGUUUUAUGAUUUAACAUUGCUUUUGUAAACAGGUUUAGGCAAUAUGCAAUUUAAGUCGCUUAACAUUGACUAGUUGUAACAAGUUAAGUGAACAAGUUUUGUAUAGGGUGAUUGCGUAAGCUCAGUAGUUCCCUGUUGUGUAAAAUUAACUCAAAUAAUAAGAACACGCUAACAUAAUAAGCGAUUAACUGCUUGCAAAUACUGACGUGCCUAUAUCCCCGGGCACCCCCCACUACUAUCUGCCAUACGUGCAGUGGUAUAUGAGCAGACUGGCUAAUGUCCAGGCUCCAACAAAUAAAUAUCUAUUUGAGCAUAUUCAAAAUCAGGUUAGGGAGACAUAGUAAAUGAGGGAGAGCAGACUGCAGUGUGUGGGGGCCGUGUGACAUAUUAAGCAUAGCACUAAAUCAUUACCAACAGCCGUCAUACAUGUAGGCGAAAGUUAAGCAGUGAAUUCGAGUGAGGAGCAAAGGUUAAAGAGUUCUUUCAGUCCUCUUCAUCCCAUGCCUGUUCGUGGCCAGUUGUUGUCAGGAGAAGGAAGGCAUGUGGAGUCAGUGCAGUGGUUGUGGGUGGAGGUCCCCCUCCAGCCCCAGGCCUUUAUGGAGGGUGGCAUCUUCGGACCUCUGACUCGAGGGCUCUGAGAGAUCGAGGCAUUCCCUUGUCGGGUGCAGGUGGAGCCGGUGUAUCUUCGCCGCCUGCGGCGGGCAGUCCCCCUGCAGGGUGGUUGAUGCUGCGGAGGUGGUUUCCUCACGGCCCUCGGCCUCGGCGGGCAUUGUGCUUGCGUUGCUGGUUUGGGGUCAGUUGCUGUGCCCGGAGUGGGGCGCCUCUUCCCCUUAGUGUCUACUGUCUGCUUGUGCAUGGGUGACAUUGUUAUUAAUGUGUUUUUUUACGACCCAGUCAUCCAGUACCUUUUAAAUCGACUAAUUUAACAUUUGUUGCUUUCAGGAUUUCCAGUCUGCCUUUUAACCCCUUCGUGACAACGGUUGUUUUAUACCUUAAGGACACGAGCAAUUUUUAUAAUUUUUCUUUGUCUUCUUUUCAUUGGUGAUUUCCCUCUUACUCAUUUAGUACAUUUCGAUAUUGAGGGUUUUUUGCACGUUUUUUUAAAUUAUACUUAGGGUUUUCUUUUCAUACCACGCAUAAAUGUAUAACUGCUCCUUUAACAUGGAAAAUAAGGGGAAAAGAGGACAAUUUUAAAAAUCAGCCUAAUUUUUUUUUUACAGUGCAUAAAAAUGCAUUCAUCUGUUUGUCCUGAGGCUGAGCAUACCUUAUAUAUUUAGAUUUGCCUCAUAUUUUUUGCAGACACACGUCAUUAACCAAAAGCAGUUCAUUUGUUUAUUAAAACGAACAGGAUUUUUCCCUAAAGUGAGAAUUCAAAGUGAAUUCACAGGGAAUUCCAAAGGUAGUUGAACUGGAAGCAUAGCUCACUUAGAGAAUUUUUCCAAUUUGGCUAAUUUGACCUUGAAUGUAAAAUCUCUUUUAAUUCACUUUGAAUUCUUACUUUAGUGAAGAACUCUGUAAAUAUUUAUUUCUAUUUUUUUUUAAUUUUGAUAUGUAUGUAUAUCUGAGUAGUCACACAUGGCCAUACCAUGUUUAAACCCACGACUGCUUCAAAGUACCCUGAUAUCAGUGGGACCAAUGCUAAUUUUAACAUGGGAGGAAAAACAUGCUUAAGGCAGAGCUUACUGCUUAACCCCUUAAGGACACAUGACAUGUGACAUGUCAUGAUUCCCUUUUAUUCCAGAAGUUUGGUCUUUAAGGGGUUUAACUGCUUUAAGAGAGAAUUUAUGCAAUCCUGUGUUCACUUUCAUAUGGUGCAGUUACUUGAUAAGGUGUGUGAUUUUAAGGAGCCCUGUAAGAUUUAAAACUCUAUUUUGUGUGUGUACUUUUCUCUUAGUGUGUGUUUUGCAUAUAUUUCGGUCUUCACGGGAGCAUUACUAUUAUGAAAUGCAUAUUCUAGGUGUGCCCCCAGGGCCAUUUUAAACGUGGUGCCGUGUGGGCCCCGCUGCCUGAAAAACAAUAAUUUACCUGGGCUGUCUUAAACGCGGAGCAAACAGGGCAGCUGCCGUGUGGGCCCCGCUGCCCGCAAAACAAUAAUUGAUCUGCCCCACAGGCCCACUGGUGCUGUGACUGCACCAUGGUCCAACACAUUAAGAGGGCCCAUCGGGCGGCCCAUGUAUUUAGGGACACUAGGUGGGCCUUUCUCAGCAGGGGCCUGGUCGGCAGCCGUUUGGGGGGAAGUGACUGCCGUGAGUCACUUCCUCUCAGAGAGAGUGAAGCUGUGCGGGAAGGAUGAGGAGGCUCUCAGGAGGGGGCACUGAUCUGAAGUGCCAGAGCCUCUCACUCCCAACUACCUCAGCCUGCCACUGGACCCCAGGGAAGCCACCCUCCUGCACCAAUAAGGUAGGCAACUGGAGGGUGGCUUUAACCCCUUAAGGACCAAACUUCUGGAAUAAAAGGGAAUCAUGACAUGUCAAACAUGUCAUGUGUCCUUAAGGGGUUAAAGGAGUAGUGUUUCAGUAUGUCUGUCUGUGUGUCAGUAUGUCUUUCUCUCUGUGUGUCAGUAUGUCUGUCUGUGUGUUAGUAUUUCUGUGUGUGUGUCAGUAUGUCUGUCUGUGUGUGUCAGUAUGUCUGUCAGUAUGUCUGUCAGUGUGUGUAUCAGUAUGUCUGUCAAUUGUGUCAGUAUGUCUGUCAGUGCGUGUCUCACUAUGUCUGUGUGUGUCAGUAUGUCUGUCAGUGUAGAUCUCUAUGUUGUUAGUAUGUUUAUCUUUUUGUGUGUCAGUGUGUAUAUCUGUGUAUCUGUACUUAGUCAGUGUAUCUAUGUGUCUAUGUAGUCUGUGUAACCAUGCAAGCAUGGGAAAAUGGUAGAGCCCCAGCUGACAAAGCAUUGUUCGACUUGCACGACAGACGGGCAUCUAUCUUUUGGCAACCCUUGGGAUUGGGGGGCCCCCCAAAAAAUUUUGCACCUUGGCCCACUCUACUUUAGUCCCGCCACUGCGUUUGGGUGUGGAGAGCCUGAUUGCUUAUCAGGGAGGGGGAGGUGGUUGUCAGGGUCCAGGAAGCCCAGUCAAAGUGCCUCCAAUUUAAUUUAUUCCUUAGGAAAUUGAGUAAAAGGGGACAUGAAUUUGAUUCACCUCCAAACAUCCACCACACUCAGUAUUGCCAAUGAAUCCCUCAAUAUCAAAGGGAUCAAAUAUUAGUUAGGGAGACUCACUGACAAAUGAAAGUGUCAAUUGAUUUUUUUCUGGUUUAAAGAGUGAGUUAACUCCAAGCUUCCUUCUCUUGAUGACACUUACACUUGGGACCCUUAAAAAUGAAUGAACUAUUUGGUCACUGACUAAUACAGUAACUCAGUGGGUCAUUCGUUUUAUAUGGGGCAUGAGGGCACUUAAAUGGAGCGGGAUGAUAAGGGGAGUGUGGAAUAUAUGGACACUACAAUUUAAGCCUACCUGCACAAUGUUUCUAAUGUCAGAAUUUCCCAGCCUGCACUCAUUUUCUGAGAUUAAUCCCACAUUAGGGAAUGCUGGUAAAUAUCUGAUACUGAUAGAUUGCGGCCUGCAUCUUUGCUGCAAACUCCGAACAGUUCGCUUGUAGCGGAUGGCACUGUGGCUGUCCUUAAAAGACUAUGAGAAUCCUGCAAUUCGUGUGUUAAUUCUGUUUUGUAAUUCCCUGUAACUAGCAUUCGUAUGUUUGUUCGGUAGUUUCCAUGUGUAUUUCAUACGAAUGGAAACUACCGAACUAAUAGACCUCCCCAGAGUGAAGUGUGUUCCCAAUUAAGUGUCGAACAUGUGUUAACCGCAGACUAAUAGGUGGUUUAUUGCUGUAUCUGGGUGGCCGCCAUUCGGCAUACGAACACGUGGCGGCGGCCAUCUUACGCACGAAAGACUCAGCUGUGUUUGGUCGUCGAGUGUCUGGAACUCAAAUCGGACACUCGAUUACCCGAACACUGCUGACAUCUCCAGAGCUCCAUAACUCCCGAACGGGAAGACGAAUCAGCCCCCCCGUUCGGUGAGUUUGGAGUACCGAACAAGGGCAUUCAGGUGAAUUACAGUUUAAUCGUGGCUGGCAUGUAUUUCAAUGUAUUUUACCUCCCGAACGGAGACCGACCGCAGGGCCAAAACGCAUGGAACCCAUUUCAGAUACCACCUCAAAUUUCACCCUCCACCCUCCACCUAACUCCCGAACCCCUGGUCCGAUCUGGGUGAAUUUUGGAUAUGUUAGUCACCCAGGUCAGGGCUACCAGGGGGUACCCAAAGUAUGGGUGUACCUGCUAAUCUUGGGGUACAUCCAGAACUUGGGGAAAACUGUAACCUGUAUAAUGGGAUUAGGUGUCAUACUAAGUGGAGGAGAGGUGUGGGAGGUAACUGCUAUUUCAUUGGGUACUGUAUUAAUGAAUGUGAAUCCCUCCCUUGCAUGGGAGAAAUGCUUAAAAGGAGGUUGUGUGGAAUAAACAUCAGUUCUGCUCCUGAUGCUGUGUGUCGUCCAGUCAUUGGGAUCUGUAUGGGGAUAUUCGUGGAUUGCUUUGCUUAUUGGAAUUAUUGCUUCAUGGGAUUUUUCAUCACUUGUUCCUGAGCCUCACUGGGAUCUUAGUGGAGUUAACCUGUGAAAUACCAGGCCUCCGCUACAUCGCUCGUGACUGUUUUUUGUGACUUUCCCGGCAUGUCAAUCAUCGUAAACCCUGUAAGGUUAAAGAAUAUAUUUUGCAUUUCUUAAACAGGGUAGUUUACAUAUAUUAAAAAGGUACGCCUAGUUAUUUUUUCCUGUGUGUUUACUAAAGCUACUCAGGCGUAGUAUAUUACAUUCUACAAAUGAAUUGUUGAUUUAUGCAUAAUUUUGUUUGCGUUUGGUAAGUACCUGGAGUGCACAGUAACAGUCUUGUCUGUAUUAUAUUAAUUCAUACUGUAAAUCAUGUGAAAACUUGAGGCAGUUUUAUUCAAAACAAAAGAACAUUAUUGAUUAAAUGGACACUCUAAGCACCAAAACCACUACAUCCUAAUAUAGUGAUUUUGGUGCACAGAGUCAGAGGUAGGCAACCUUUGGCACUCCAGAUGUUGUGGACAACAUCUCCCAUAAUGCUCUUAUAGCCGUAGUGCUGGCAAAGCAUCAGGGGAAAUUUAGUCCACAACAUCUGGAGUACCAAAGGUUUCCUACCCCAGGCCUGUCCUUGUAGUCUGACAAAUAUAUGCAUUGCUAUGUCUCAGAAUUGGCAGUGUAUUCAAGUGACAGUCAGUAUGCCUCUAGUGACUGUCAUUUCCACACUAGAGGCCUUUCCUGUUGAAGACUUAAUUGAAAGUCUUCUUGUUUGCAUGAUGACUCUGAACAGUGUAGAUGUUUCUUUGGUUUACAGGUGAGUUUUACUUAGUGUUUAGACUCCCAAAGUGGGCAUAAUAAAAAUGUUUGGAUGACUUUAAAUUAAACCUGGUUUAAUAUAAAUGUAUUUUCUUACAGGAUACCGGGAGCCAGAUUACUCAUACCAGAUAAACGUGCGGUACGCCACAUUGGCCUGUCACCAGCUUGCCAACAGCCAAUUUUUCGAGGGUCUUCUCAGUACAGUCAGAGGUCUUAUCGAUGGCCUGACCUGUGAGCUGACAAAUUUUUAUCAUAGUUGUCACGCCAUUAAAGAACCAGAAGAGAAGCUUCAAAACGAACUCUUCCUAUCUUUCAGAGGUAAUUGGUUUUAUGAAACAUACUACUUUAAAGCAGUUACACAAAGUUUAUAUAUUAGUUUUAGCCCAUUUCAACAUAUAUUCAUCAGUGUGGUCACACUGCUACUUUAGCCGCAACAAGUCCCCGGUUGGCACGAGCGCACAUGAGCAGGGCGGUCAGCCGAGAAGGGACAUGUAUACUCACCUGGAUUGCAGCGUAUUGCCGCCUGAUCCUCUAGUGAGAUGAGUCCCGGCUGGUACGACAUUCUAAGGGCCGCUGGCUGCUGUGGUCCCGUUCUUAAUAGAAAAAUACAUAGUGCCCACGUUAAAGAAGGCCAUGUACUUACAAAUAACAGCAGUGAGAGACAUAGUUAAACCCUGUAAUGCUUUUCCUGUUGCCCUGUUGUGGUUUCCACUUGUUGGUUGUCAGAGAGCACGCGUAAGCCAAUGUAAAAAAACAGAAAAAAAAUUAACAAGAACGUUCUGGUUAAUUUUUUUUCAGUUUUUUUUACAUUGGCUUGUAUUUUGACUUUCCCUACUUCUGGUAUCUUGAUCUUUAGCUAGUAUUUUCAUAUUGUCUUAUUCUGUAUCAUCGACCUCGGCUUGUUUAUUGACCUUUCUCUAAGUCCAGCCAGUCUAAGGCCCGGUAUACGUUGCUAUUGUGUUAUCAUAGUUUUGCGUGUUGGGUCAUACAGUAGUCGUGACAAAAUGCAACUCUGUGUAAAAUGUUCCAUGCAGUGGGUUGAGUGACAGCCACUAGAAGUGUUAAUAGUCAUCAAUGUAAACACUGCUUUUUCUAUGAAAAGGCAAUGUUUAUAUUAAAAUGCCUUUAGGGACAGACAUUAGAUACCAGAACUACAUUAAGCUUUAGUUGGUCUGGUGACUAUAGAGUCCCUUUAAGAUUAAAAGAUAUGCAUGUUGGUAUUCUAAGAUGUAUUUAAAAAUGUCCACUGUACAGAGCAUGUAUAAAUUACAGCUGUGUACUUCAAAGUAAAUAUUUUAAAUGAAACUCAUCUGCAUUACGUGUAAGGCUACAUAUAAGCCUAACAGUAUUACUUUUUAUAGUAUGUGUUCCUUCACUCCCCCACAGACUUUAACAGUUGGCCCAUUUUAAGGAAAUCCCCAUCCAAACAAUGUGGAGGUCUUACAAUCUUCCCUAAUUUAGAGAUGUGCACUAAAUAUCCUAUAUCAUCCUCCCACCCGUUACUCACAGCACUUGCCGUCUAGUCAUUCCAUUCCAAGCUGGAGCCGAAAUUGAUUGUAGUGCGUUGGAUAGACAUUGCAUGAAACUUUGUAAAAAAAAUGAUUAAAAAGAAAACCAAACUAAAAAGAUCACAUUUGUCGUUUCUGCACUUUCUACAAGUCACAAGAAUUUGUCGCUUCUGACAGCUCUGUCCAGACUAUGAAGUAGAUUGCACCUGAUACCCAAUCGUACCCUUUACAAUUUUCUGAAAGACAUUAAAGUUAUUUUUGUUUUGUUUUUUACUUCUUAUAUCAUAGGAAUUAUUUGAUUGAUUGUUUUAUUUCUGUAAAAAGGAACAGAAAAGGAACUAUAGGACUAGACACAAACGGUUAUGGAGAAUUAACUCUAAAGGGACACUAUAGGCACCUAGACCACUUCAGCUCAUCGAAGUGGUCUGUGUGCCAUGUCCCUUUGGCACUUAAUGCUGCAAUGUAAAACAGAGAAACUGCAAUUAUUACAUUGCAGCUCUAAGCAGGGGCGGAUCCAGAGCCUAAUCUUGGGAGGGGCAUUCAUAAAUUAUUUAAAGAAGCAAUCCAGGCACAAUAGCUACUAUAGCUCUCUGUAGUGGUUAUGGUGCUAGGAGCGCUGUGGUGCACUCCCAGAGUAAGUAGUCAAACCAUUUAAGAAUAGUUUGACGGGGGCGUGGCUAACCGCCGAGCAAGAUGGCCGCUUGAAAUUUUGCUGCGGCACAUGGGCUCUAACAAUAAGCAUUUUUCUCAGACGAUAACGAAAAUUAAACACGGCCAGAGCAAGCAUGUCGCAGGGCAAGCACAAGAAGAACACUUCCAAAGAAGCAAAACUCAAAUUCUUCACGCAGAAACCCAGCCAAACGGCUCUGCACGUGCAGGCAGCAACCCGGGAUGGCGGAGGCUCCUCGGAUGAGAGCAGCUCAUCCCCAGAGACAGGGGAACCAACCCUAAACACUGCCUUAACCAAGCGACACCUACAAGAAGCCAUGGAGGCACUGUCAGCAAGACUGAUUCAGUCAUGGACCUCCAGUGUAGACACGCUCCGCAAAGACAUCCUCGACCUGGGCGCAAGAACUACUCGCACUGAAACAAAAAUGGCGGAAUACGCCACAGCUCACAACGAGCUGGCAGAACAGGUCUCCCACUUACAGCACACCAUCGAAACCAUGGAAAUAAAACUAAUGGAUGCCGAGGACAGAUCAAGGCGGAACAACCUCCGCUUAAGGGGGAUACCGGAGGCGUUCUCCAGGACGACUUACCCAGAUACGUUCGAGACCUCUUCAAUGUGAUAGCACCGGACAUCCCCUCCGAUAUGCUGCUUCUGGACCGCGUCCAUAGGAUCCCGAAACCAAAACACCUGCCACCAUCCACACCAAGAGACGUGUUAUUGCGCGCUCAUUACUUCCAUGUAAAAGAAAUAAUAUUAAAAUCUAGCCGCACAACACACCUACCAACUGAAUUUGCAGGCAUCAGGAUCUUCGCGGACCUAUCCCAAGCGACCCUGAAAAAAAGGAAAACGUUCCAGCAAGUGACAACAACUCUCAGGGACCACAACAUCAGGUACCGAUGGGGCUACCCCACAAAACUCCUUGUGUGGAGAAAUGGCGAAUUCAGCCCUCUGACCACGCCAGCGGAUGGAAUGAAGACGCUAAAAGCAUGGGGCCUACAGCUUUCCCAAGCAAGACGCCAGCCACCUCUACCUGCAUCUACCAAAGUAACCCAGGACUGGAAAAAAGCCUAAGGACUGGGACUGGGCGCUGCCUUCUCUCCAUUCCCGAUAUCUCUUAAUCAGGUUGCCAGACACGUAAGUAUUGCAACCACAGCAUCCCACCAACCCACCUAUACCCACAACUUCUAUUCCCCACGCCAGCCUACCAAACAACACCUAUGCCACAUGCAACACAUCAUGACCAUCAAUCCCACAGGCCACCUGGCCGAACGGGAGAGAGAGGCCACAAUAUAUGGGGACAACCUCGAACUGCAGAGGGGACAUAGGGACACGACAAUAGAGGCACGAGAUGACAAAAGGUCACGAAGCCUUUGUGACAAAAAAAAAAACUCGGCUCACCUUAUGCACACGCAGAGAGGGUGGGGAGAGGCGGAGCUCAUCUGCCCAUGGUUUUUAUGCAUGUAUCAUUUGUACUGAUCAUAACAAACAUGUUGGUAUCUCUUUUAUUUCUCCUGUUCUAAUAAUGUCUAAUAAUGUUUAAUGUUAAACGUUACAAAACUGUUAUGACUUCCCAAACCACACAACAAGCUACCACGAGCCCAGGUAGCCACGAGUACCGUAUGGACAAUACGGAUAACCCCAAGGUGCACCCAAACUGCACCACUCCCCCUUGGCGGGGAACUUUGUAUAUAACCUCCCACCCCCCCUCCCAGUUUCCUAUGUCACCCGCACCCGUGUCCAUCAAACCUCACCCCCUAACCUGUGAGAGUACAAAGUCAGAAUCUAUCCUAAUCACCACCUCCAAAAACAAGAUCAUACCCCUCAACCUCAGAGCCAAUGGGAAAGUAGGCCUCAAACACGCAUACAAAUGGCAGUGAAACACCUAUCCCAGGUGCAGCCCCCCCCCCAAACAUGAAAAUCUAUUCCCACAAUACAAGGGGCCUCAACACUCCACACAGGCGUAACAAACUACUGGAAGAUCUCAAACGGGUCAAAGCAGAUCUAGUAUGUAUACAAGAGACGCACUUUGUAAAACUCCGCAUCCCCAAAUUUGGCCUUGCCGAGUACCCCAUACAAUUCCACGCCGCACACACCUCCAAAGCCAGAGGAGUCUCCCUGCUUAUCCACAAAUCCCUCUCCUUUGAGCUGCUCAAGCUGAUCACGGAUGGCCAGGGAAGGUUUCUCAUAGCCCUAUCAAUGAUGUUAAGUACACAAUAGUGAACAUAUAUAGCCCCAACACACAACAAAGAAAUUUCCUCCACAAAGUCCUCUCAAAACUCGAACCCAUCAAAACUGAAAAUACAAUGGUCUGCGGAGACUUAAACCACAUUUUAGACCACACCUUAGACACGUCAUUGCUUACUUCACAAUCCCGCACACAUCACCUCAAACCACAAUGCCAAUCUAUGACAAAACUAAUAAUGGAGUUUAACCUCUACGACACAUGGAGGGCCCUACACCCAACAGAGCGUCAGUACUCCCACCAUUCCCAAGUCCACAAAACACACUCAAGAAUAGAUCACAUUCUCUCCACCGGACCACUCCUCCGGAAAGUACUACACUGUGAAAUAGGAGACAUAGUAUGGUCGGACCAUGCGCCCAACGUCAUGUCCAUAGCAACACAGUUUACAUCCAGAGGGUAUGCCCCCUGGAGAUUGAACGAAUCCCUGCUGCACGAUGAUACCUUCCACAAUAUCAUCCAAAAAGAGCUCACAGAAUAUUUCUCCACAAAUAAUGACAAUGUAACCUCACCCAUAAUGAUUUGGCAAGCUCACAAAUCAGUCAUGCGAGGGCUCCUCUUAAGCCGCGCAUCGUUCCUUAAAAAGCAAGCACAAAAAGAACAAAUUACGAUCCUAAGAGACCUUAGAGACGCCACAGCACAACACUAUAUACAACCUACGGAUACCCUGAUGAAACAAAUUGAGAAUCUGACAGAUCAACUGAACACUAUCGCAAUGACAAAAACGUCGUACAUGAUGCACAAACUCAAAACACGAAACUACACCCAGAACAACAAAACAGGCAAACUACUUGCCACACAACUAAGACUCAAAUACGCCCAAAAUAAGAUCCCAUACAUCUUAACCACAGAGGGGGAAAAAUUGUACAACCCACAGAACAUAGUGGAUGAACUAGCCAAAUACUACACCACACUCCACAAUCUAAAAACAGACGCACAAACACACCAACCCACUACACCUGAGAUCCAAUCCCUCCUAGCAAAGGUAUCCCUACCGCAAAUUCCCCAGAACCAUAUGGAAACCCUGAAAACCCCGAUUUCAGAACAAGAAAUCAUCCAAACAAUAAUGUCACUUCCCCCGGGUAAAUCACCAGGCCCAGAUGGUUUCCCAAACUUUUACUAUAAAACAUACGCGCACACUUUAGCACCACAACUACUCCAAACAUACAAUACGAUGAUCGCACAGGGGACAAUGCCAGCAGAUAUGCUCAUGGCACACAUCACGACUCUCCCUAAACCAGGCAAAAUUCCAAACAAAGGGCAAAACCUACGCCCGAUCUCACUGUUAAAUACAGACAUAAAAAUAAUUGCUAAAAUAUACGCAAAUAGACUAGCUAACAUUCUCCCGGCGAUUAUCCACCAGGAUCAGGUGGGGUUUAUCAAGGGGAGGCAAGGCGCCGACGGAACGCGCAAGGUAAUCAACCUAAUACAGAGCCUACGGGGGAGGGAGCAUGGUGUAUUUCUCUCACUUGACGCCGAAAAAGCGUUUGACAGACUGCACUGGCCCUUCCUCCUGGCGGUCCUGCAGAAAUAUGGAUUCCCAGAUACGUUUAUCUCAAUAGUAAAAACCCUAUACAGCAACCCGACCGCUAAAGUGGUGGGAGGAGGGUUCACAUCCACUCCGUUUGAGAUCUCGAACGGCUCCAGGCAGGGAUGCCCCCUUUCCCCGAUGCUAUAUGUCUUGGCGCUAGAGCCACUUACGGCACUAAUCAGGGAAAACCCAGACAUCCAUGGGGUUCAAAUUGGACCGCGUGAGUACAAACUCACGCUGUUCGCAGAUGAUAUUCUGCUCACACUUACUACCCCCCACAGCUCUAUCCCCGCAUUUCUUCAACUACUACAGGAAUAUAGCAGGUGCUCCUAUUAUAAACUCAACCUAACCAAGACACAAGCCUUAAGCCUAAACACACCCCAACAUACACCUCUAACCAAACAAUACAACUUUGAGUGGAGAUCAGACAAUCUCACCUUCCUAGGACUGACCAUCACACCCACCGCCCUAGGCCUAUAUAAAAGUAACUACCAAAAACUCCUAAAGGAAACCCGAACCAUAUUAACAAGCUGGCGGAAAAAAUACCUCUCAUGGACCGACAGACUAGCUGCCAUAAAAAUGAUAAUCAUCCCCAAAUUCCAAUACCUGUUCAGAACCUUACCUAUCCACCUCCCAACCACAUAUUUCAAGGAAGCACAAAAACUACUCAACCAAUUCACUUGGGACCAUAAGAUGCCAAGAGUAAGUGCUCGCAUCCUUUACCAAAAAACCCCCGAAGGCGGAAUGAACGCACCCAAUCUCCAAACAUACUAUCAGGCAGCCAUCCUAAAUAGCACGAUACUACUUCACGGUCAAAACCUACCCCCCCAAUGGGUAACAAUAGAAAGAGACGCGGUCAAACCACAUGCUCUUAUGGCACUAAUCUGGGCCCCCAAACAAAGCAAGCUACAACACACUACACUACUACCGACCACCGAGGCGACACUACGAGUGUGGGGAAAAAACAAACAUAUAUGUUGCUCACAAACCCCACAUUCUAGAGCAAUGCCACUAUCUGCCAUACCCUCCAUAAUACCGAACUUUAACCACAAAAUAUGGGAACGACAUGGUAUACAUUACAUACAUCAACUGUACCAAGAGAACCGCCUCCUAACAUUCACAGAGGUACAAAACCUCCAUGGACUUCCAACAGCAGCCCACUUCUCCCACAGGCAAUUCCACUCGUGGGUAACAAAACACCAAAGCGAAGUAAAGAUUACGCCCAACGAACCUCCACUAACAUGCUUUGAGAAAACCAUACUCAAACUGAUACCAACACAAAAAACCUUCUCAAUGUUAUACACCAACAUAUUACAGCAUGAUACCACAUUUAGCUACCCCUUCGUCAUAGCAUGGGAAAAAGACCUAGGACAAACCCUCCCCGAAGCAAUGUGGAGGAAGAUAUUCAUUACCCCCAAAAACCUCACACUCAGUGCCAACCAUACUGAAUUAUCCAGAAAAAUCCUAUAUAGAUGGUACUUAGGGCCCACACGCCUCAAACAGAUGUACCCGGAGGCCUCUGACAAAUGUUGGCGUUGCGCCUCGACAGCCGGAUCAAUGAUCCACAUAUGGUGGACAUGCCCAGUACUACAACCCUAUUGGUCCGCACUGACAAAUCUAAUCCAAGCCAGCACAGGCAUCCGCAUACCGCAAACCCCAGACUGCCUACUACUCCACAACUACCCACCAAAACUCCCUAAAACAAUCAGAUACCUGAUCUACCAAAUCAAUAUAGCAGCCCUAACCCUAAUUGGCAGGUCAUGGAAAAAAGCCGAAGCACCAACCAUGCCGCAAUGUACACAAAUAAUAAACGCCACUAAACUCUAUGAAAUAGCAAGCAGAACAGCUUUCUCUACCAAAGCAACCUUUUGGAAAACAGCUUGGCAAAUCUGGGAGACCUACGAAGCCACCCUCCCCCUCCCCACCACACCAUAGCACACAAUCCGAAAACUCACCACCCGAGAUAACUAUUAUAGCGACAGACACUAUGCCACCUGCACGAUCACAGGUAACAAUAAAAAUAUAACAAAUUACCGGGUGACAAAAUACCCCACAAAGCGAAUCUUCAAGACUCCAAACUCCUUCCUCCCUCCUACCUAACCAAAAGAAAGCAAAUACUAAACAACUCGGACUUGGACUCUCAACCCCUGUACUCCCCCCCCUUCAACCCUUACCCUUUCUCCCCAGUUGAUAUACCACUGAAAACUGUUUUAAGUGAACACUAUGUUAAACAUGUAUGUAACCCAACAAGAUGACAAUGUAUUUCUGUACACAUGACAACAACUUGAUUUACAAACUGUACAAGGAAAUGUUCACGGUAAACUUGAAAAAUUGCUUAAUAAAAAAAAAAAAAAAAAAAUGUCCACAAAGGUACAAUAAGGAAUUUGAAUGUGCUAGCAGAAAAGAGAAACACAAUUAAAGGUUCAAAAAUAAUAUCAAUAAAUCUAGGUUAUAAUAAUAUAGAUGCUUAAAGAAAUCACUUUUGUUGGCCUGUCUUGAUCUGAAACCUACACUGAAAAUGGAAUUUUGAAUGAUGUUUUAUUUACCGUCACAGAUAUUGCUGCAUUCCAUUUUCCUUGUUAUUAUAGAUAGCUUAGAAUAAUUUACUUGACCAUUAAAGAUUGCCACCUUGUAAAAAAAAAAAAAAAGAACAGUUUGACAACUUACAUGGGGUCUGCCAGGAUAGGGGCUGUAGUAGGGGAUAGGGCCCAUAGUAAUAUGUGUGUGUGUGAGGGGUUAAGAGUGUGUGAGGGGUGCAGUGUGUGUGAGUGGGCAGUGCAGUAUGUGUGUAGGGUAGGCAGUGUGUGUGAGGGGUGCAGGGUGUGUGAGGGGUGCAGUGUGUGUGUGUGUGUGUUUAUGUGUACAGGAGGCAGUGCUUGUGUGAGGGGUGCAGUGUGUGUGGGAGGGGUGCAGUGUGUGUGUAUGUGGGACAGUGGGUGUAUGGGGUGGCAGUGUGUGUAUGGGGGUGCAGUGGGAGCACUGUGUGUAUGGGGCCACUGUGUGUAUGACACCAGUGUGUGUGUGAGGGUGCAGUGGAGGCAGGGUGUGUGUGGGGCAGUGUAUGUAAGGCAGUCGGGCAGUGUGUGUAUGGGGGUACAGUGUUUGUAUGGGGGAGCACUCUGUGUAUAGAAGUGCAGUGUGUGUAUGUGGGUACAGUUGGGGCAGUGUGUGAGUAUGGAGGUGCAGUGUGUGUAUGGGAGUACAGUGGAGGCAGUGUGUUUGUGGGGGGUAGCUUGUGUAUGGGGGUGCAGUGUGUGUGUGUAUGAUGGUGCAUGGGCGUGCAGUGAAUGUAUGGGGGUACAGUGGUGGCAGUGUGUUUGUGGGGCACUGUGUGUAUGGGGGUGCAGUGUGUGUAUGACAGCGCAGUGUGUAUAUGGGGUACAGUGGGGGCAAUGUGUGUGUGAGUGUGUGUGUGUGUGGGGCAGUGUGUGUAUGGGGGUGCAGUGUGUGUAUGGGGGUGCAGUGUGUGUAUGGGAGUGCAGUGUGUGUAUGAGGGUGCAGUGGGGGCAGUGUGUAUAUGGGGGUACAGUGGGGGCAAUGUGUGUGUAUUUAAGUGUGUGUAUGGGGGUGUAGUGUUUGUAUGGGGGUGCAGUGGGAGGCAGUGUGUGUAUGAAGGUGCAGUGGAGGAAGUGUGUGUAUCGGGGGCGGUGGGGGCAGAGAGUGAAUGAGGGGCUGUGGGGGCAGUGUGUGUGUGUAGUUGGGGGAGGGGGCUGAUUAAAACAAAUAACUUUAUUUUAAUUAAAAUAUAUAUGCUUUAUAUCCCCCCCUCCUUUCUUACCUUUGCUCAGGGAGAAGGGAUAUCGAUUGUGAAUCCCUGGUGAUCCGGUGGAGAAUCCCUGGUGGUUCUAGUUGGGAGUGAACUCUAGCCUGCAGCUCCUAGGGCUAGAGUUCACUCUCAUGAGAACAGAGCAUUGCCGUGAUAACCGCGGCAACGCUCCGAACUCGCGAGAGGAGACCUCAUGGGUCUCCUCUCCCUCCCCCACCGGAUGGCCAGCAAAUUGCCUGCGGCCCAGUGAGGUAGAUCUCUGAUCUCCCCUCCAAUCCAUGAAGGCACCCUGCAUGGACCAGCAAGGGAGAGCCUCAACACUGUUAUUUUCUCAGGGGGGUGGGGAGAGCGCUUCCUGGAUUGAAAUGGACCUUUGGUCCAGUAUCUGAAGUUGGACAUCCUCACACUCUACAUGAGGACAUCCAUUUUCCGAUUUUUCUUGAAUCGUUGCAAAGGAAUAUCAGCGCUGGGGUAAGAUAAGUAACUAAAGGGUUUUUAAACCUUUAUUUACCAGGGAGGGAAAGGGGGGGGUGCAAUUGCGCCUUUAAACAUUUUAUAUCAUUUGGCGAAGAAAACACUGAAGUAAAAGAAGUUGUUUAUUUAUCAAACUGCAAUAAAUCAAAAGCCAGAAGGCAAAACAAGGGCCAAACUAGCUAUGAUUAAAUAAUUAUAUCAACAAAGCUUUGUCGGUCUAAAUUUUGUGAUUUGAUUUUCAGUAUAACAUAAUUUAUAGUGAAUUAAUCUGCUGCUUGUUUCAGAUAACUAAAUUAAAUUAUGAGAAAUGUAAAAAUAUUUUGUUUUAUACUUUUCUUGUAUUGCUUAAAGCAUUUAAAUGAAAAUAUAUUUAGUUUCGCUAUUGCCUGUUGUUCCUAAAUCUAAUUCACAGAUGGCACUCACACACAGGACAUCUUGUACUUACGUCAAAGCACUCUCUACACAUAACAAAUUGUCCUAUCUCUGCAUUGAUUUGCAGUUCUGCUUUCAGAACUGCAGAAAACAUGCUAAAUAGAUUCUGACACUGUAUGAAGCCAAUAAUGGUACUACACUUCAUUAAUAUAAGCCAGAUAAUUUUAUGUAAAAAAAAUAACAUUGAGCUUGAUUUACAACCUGAUGCAGUGUUUUUUAAAUCUGUGUUUAUUUGCUUUGUUUUACAAUUUCACAGGUGUAAAAAAGUAAAAUUUUAGGAGGGGUAGAAGGCUUAAAUGUGGCAUCUCGUGGGGCCAGGUGUUACAUCUCGUUAGCUGUACUAUGUCAGUAAUGAACUCUUUCAUUAUCACUGUUCACCGAUCCCAGCUUAUACUUCCCUAAUUGCGAGGUGGGGAUACGGGAUUGGCGUUGUCGGACCAGGAACAGGACGUAGAAAAGGGGCAGGACCACAUUAGAAAGGGGAGGACCAGCUCAUAAAAUGAGCAUUUCACCGGAAAUGGGAGCAUGUCAGCCUGGUUUGAAUGCAUCAUUCCUUAUUGCUUGGUAUUUGUAACGUUGUAUAUAGCCAGAUGAAUUAGUAAUUUAUUACUAAGACAAAACACACUAGACAUUACUGACAGUUUUAUUGCCAAAAACCUGUGUGGUACCUUCAUAUAGUACAUGUCCUGAAUUGCUAUAGGAGUGCCAGGGUUGGAACAGGGCAGAUAAUUUGUAGCUUCUCCAGGUAGGAGAAUACAGCCCUGAGUCCAUAACAGGGACCUCUGUGAGAUGUCAGUAAACGUGAUAUAGAGAAGCAAUCAAAAUUACUCAGAUCUGGGGGUAUUAUCCAUGUGCAAUAUAUGUCUCAAAGAACCAUGACCACAUCUGUUUUUAGAAGUUUUCAUGGUGGUAGGAAUCUGUAUGGGCACAUACAGAGGUAUUUUGUGACUUAGUAACACCCUGGCACAUGUGACUUAGGUAACCUGGAUCUCUGUUAUGGACUACCUAAUGUCUAUGAUUCCUGAGCAGAUCCUAGUAUAGGUUUCAAAAUGGAGCGUUAUGGGUGAAAUGGCAGUUUUCUUUCUUUUGCCAAUAUUUUUUACAUUUAUUAAAUAUAAAUGUUUUAUAUUUCAGUGACUGACACCACCUCCAGUGUUUCUAUAGCUCAAAUACAAGCAAUUGUUUAGCUCUUUUGUAGAAAAUCUAAAGGAGCAUGUUUCCCUGUAGGUGUCUCACCACUUCCUCUUGGGUGAAAGGAGAUGUUGCUUGAGGUUUUUACAUGUUUUACAAGAGCCAUACAUUUAGUAUCAUGAAAAAAGUAUUUUUUUUUUUGCAUGAUGUCUGACAAGGUGGCAAAAUCAUCUUUGAGUUUAGGGAUGCCUGGCAGUACAGCACGCUUUUGUUUCCGACUUUCUUUUCACCGACACCCUGACUCGUGUAGUUGUCAAGCUUUGUGCACAGAGGUGGGGUUAUGAUUUCUUGGUGAUUAACUGGACUUUGGUUUGGACCCUAACCCCAAAUGUUUCUGGAAAGUAACAAAAUUCUGUAUAGUAUGCCAUUACUCUGAGUUGGGGCUGCAAUAUCGCCUUCGUUCUUCUACAUUUCCUGUUGCCCUGUCUAUUGCACCUUCUGGAGAAUGGCCCCUGAUUUGUCUCCUGUUUUUUGUCUUGACCAUGUCUCUCAUACACGGUUUAUUAUAAGAAUCUUUAACCCUCUGAAAUCUGUUAGCCACUAUAGAGAUAUGUGCUUAAAUUGAAAUAAUUUUAAUCAGCAUUAAAGUAGUUAAGUCACCCCAUAUGUAAAAUAAGUAUUUCAGAAAGAUAAAAAUACUCAUAUUGACGGUGUUAGAAUUUCAAACCAGUCAAAAUAUAUACUAAGAUAAAGCAGGUACUAGUUUGUCUCAAAUUUUCCUCCCUUUCCUCUGAUUGACAAAGCUUGACAUAAGGCAGAGCUACCGCUUGUCAAGCUUGUUUCUUCCCCCAGCCAUCAUCAGUGAUGACUGUAGGAAAAAAAAGGUCUUUCUAUGGAUCUCAAUGCUGCACUCUCACGCAUGCAUGCCCUGACAUAAGCUCCUGUAGGGCCAGGAGCUGAAGAGGACCAGAUUGAAGAGGAUGGUGAUGCCCAUGAGGGCAGGUUCUGGUAAAAUAGCCUAUCUUCAGAAAAACUCAAGCCGCCCACGGCUACCAGACCCCCAGCAGCGAUGUCCUCAUUGGGGGUCUUUGCAAAGAGCCUUGAAAUACACUGAGCAUAAAAAUGUAAAACUUCAAAAUAAGGCUUUAUAGUUAUAUUAGUUAUACAUUAAAUCUGAUUUAUGAAGGGAAGGUAGGUGAUAUCUGCUAAAGCUAAUUGUUGAUUAUAUGAAAUAUAUGAACAGAUAAAUUAUAUGAAUUACGUACUUGACUACCAAGAUCUGAUCACCAAAGAUGAAGCAGGAAAAUGCACACUGGAUUGCUCUGUAGGUGGCGAAUUCAUGGGGAACGCUGCAAGUGAAAAUAUGGCAGGAACGGAAGAAUAUUCUUCUAACACUCCUUAACCACCCAUAUAUUGGAGCGACUCUGAUGUAGUGGUUUUCCUUUAGAGAUCUUCUCCAAUUGACCUCCUGCCAGGUACCACUGUUCCUGCUAUCUUCUAAUUUAGACUCUUCACCUGGGGCUUGCAUUCCUAGGGGAAGGCUCUGUUGUGCAAAUGGCCGCUUUUGGGGCCCACACAUACGACAACGCUUGACCCGCUCCUCCAGAAUGGGAUGUGCACGUCAAUGGAGAGAUUUACGAUACUUCAGACAUUACUGCUCUCUCCUGAGAAAACAAGACCUACACAACUCGAAACCCUAUGUCUACAAGGCAGUGUGUGAGAAGAGGCAUAUUUACCCUCUAUAAAUAUCAAAACAGCAAAAUUUAUGGAACGUUGGGAAGAUGACCUCGAAACUGUAUUCUCGGAGGAACAAUGGCUAAACAUGUGCAUUGUUCUUCCAUCAUCACCUCCAUUCUGGAAACUAAUAAGUUCAUAUAACAGUGGUACCACACUCAUAUUCUACAUAAGUUAUUUUCCAUGAGUGCCAAAUAUUUGCUGGAGAAGCAGCACGGAAAUAUGCACACUGCUCAGCAUAUGGUCGUAAUGCCUGAUAAAGCCUUUCUGCUGUCUGGUUCUUCUCCCUACCUCUAAAUUAAAACAAUCUUUCACAAGGCAUUUCCUCAAAGCAUCUAGAGUACUGAUCCUGACCCUUGCCCUCUAGAAACACAAGACUCCUCUAAGCUUAGGGCACUGGAUAGCCAAGAUGGUGGAAAUUAAAAAUACUGCUCCGCAUAUGGUCGUAGUGCCCGAUAAUAAAGCCUUGGUUCAUGAGACUAUGACAUUGAUUGUGGGUGAUGGGGCCCAGGUUGCCGUAAUCCUGAAGCUAUGCUGCUAAUUCAUCUCUUUGUCAAGAGUACUGACCCUUGCCCUCUAAAAACACACAACCGGUGGGGCGGGGCCUGACCGCCGACGGGAUCAGACGUGCCUUGUCUGAGCUCCCGCUUCAGGGCCGAAAAAUCGGCGAAAACCGGAGGCCAAACCUAACCAGCGGUCCAUAAUGGCGACCAAACUGACCCCCAGCUGAUGGGGAACGCGGGGAUACCUCACAAGACCCUGCCUGGCAACAACAGUGACCCGACAAGGGCCCGAAGCAGAACGGAGCUUGAGCCGGGAUGGGACGGCCGCCCUCCCGGGUCUCCAGCCGGCGUCUGGCUCCCCUCCCCCCCUCUGGACCGGGGGGGUCAUCCCGGUCUACAAGGGCAACCACUGGGGCACAAAUCCGGGCCCAGAACAACCACUCUGCCGUGGAACACCUACCGAGCGGCACCCCACAAGAUGGCCGCCGCUCGCAUGCCAUGUGCGCGACCGGCCAGCAUGACAGAGCCGAUCGCAGAGAGGACCACCCAGCUAGAACAAAGCAAGUCUGGGGACAAAAACAUCUACCACAGCAGGGGAAAGAGUGGGGCUGAAAGAGUUACUAACCCUCUGACCGCAACCGACGACCCCUGGGGGAGCUGUGCUCUCACGCCGCAUGAUGCUUCUACCAGCCACCCUUCCCAAGCAACAACAAGCUUGUUAGCUCUGCACUCGGCUACAGAUCAAGCCUGGAAGGAGAAGCCCAACUACCACCCAGAUGAGUACCCUAGACACCUGUGAAAGCAUGUGGAUCCCUGUCAUUGUGCAUUGAGCAGGACUACUAUGUCUCCCUGUCACAGCCCACAAGUCUGAAGUUAACCCAUCCUAUAGGCCAGCACAGAGACAACCACAGCCCAACUUUACGCGGGCUUUACAAGGGACUACAGUUUUAACUUUACCUCUUGCUGCCUAAGCCCCAGUAUUCUUUGCUAUACACUGCUACAGUAUUGCCUUUCCUACAUAUGUUAAAUGGCAACGAUCUGCUAAGCUCCAGUGGUCCUAACUAAGCUUUUGACUAGCCAAUAUGUAAAACAAUAAUUCCUACUUAAAACGUAAGCUUUUGUCUAGUCAGCAUGUUAAACAAUAAUUCUUACUUAAAACGUACUAAUCGUGCAUUGCAUAACAUAAUUGAAACGUAUCCUCAGAGGCUUCACCACGUGUGUCUGACAUGAUUCUUCAGUAUCAGUGUGCUAGGCAUCUAUGCAGAUUUAAUAUUAUAUUGUCUUGUCUAGAUGCCAAACAUGCAGUAUAAAUCUGUUAUGUCUUACACCAUGAUAGACACACUAGUUCAGCGUGGUCCUAGCCUUCCUCAGAUAUAGCAUGUUUACCUUAUCGCAUGAUACACCCAGCAUGUAUUGUUAACCUGUUGUAUAUUACUUUAAAAAAUGUGUGCAGUCACUCCAUAUACCAUGUCAAAGUUACACAAUGUUUGAUGCUUGAACUACUUGCCAAUACUGUCGUGGUAUCGCAAGUCUGUAUGUAAACGCUUGCACAACAAAAAUAAAGAAUAAUAAAAACACACAACCCAUCUAAGCUUAGGGCAAUGGAUAGCUAAAAUGGAGGAGAUUAAAAAUAUGGAGGCAAUGACGGCGGCUCUAUAUGGCAGAAAACCGAACAGAAUGAAACCAAAUGUCAUUGUCAUUGCUUUUCUUGUUUCAUUCAUUUUAUGUUCAUUCAUGUUGUUGUUUUUAUGACGUCAUCAAAAAGGACAACAAAAUAAAUAAAGAUUGUAAAAAAUAAAUAAAUCACGUUUUGAUCACCUGUAUGAGCAAAUAGGCAGUGUUUGGGAUUCUAGUUGAUUGAUUUCAAUUUUCUAAAGCUAAUGAGUUUCAAGAGCAUUGUCUUAUGUUGUUUUUACAUUAUGGGAUGUGUGUGCCUGUUUGUGUAAAAUAAAUGAAAUGUAUAUUAUCCAUAUAAUAUUAUGGUGUUGAGUAAAUGUAUAGGGGUGCACUCUGCAGUAUUCCAUAACAAUUUUGUCAAUAUUAUUGAACACCAUCCUUCUCACACCCACCACCAAUCAUAUGUUUACGACACAGCCCAUAUCUCUUUAAGACAUCCAUGAAAGGUAACUAUAAAUCUUAUGCAUUAAAUGGGUCCACUGUGCACACAAACACAGGUUAUUAACUCUUGCUAUAAAAAUGGCAGGGGGUUGAAGAGAUGAUGAGAUACUUUACUGUAGAUACAAGCUCAUCACAAGUACAGAUUUUAAACUCAUGAGGAUUUUCCCCAAUAAACAGUCAUUUAUGGUGAAUCAACAUCACAUAUAUAAAAUUUAGGCUUAAACCAACGUGAGAAACCUCUAUAAAUCAGCCAUGUAUGCAAUGUGGUUAUGUAAGCAUAUAUUCUGCAACCUGGUUGUCAACACAUCACAGUUUAUUGGAUAAAGAAAUUCACCGCUCUUUGUAAUGUGAGUUAACAAAUAGUAAAUAGAAAUAUGUUCCUCAAACCAGCAAUCAAAAUGACCAACACUCUCACCAUUCUCAUAAUGGGGUGGGAAUCACAACUGCUGGAUCCUUUAUAAAAAUCUAAUUUAGUUCUCCACCAAACUAUAAAGUAAGAUAGAAAAUUCAUAUUGCCAGACUUAUACUUAAACAUUAAAGUACUAUUAUUCUUCAUUCAAUUUCUUAUGCAUGCAUAUAGAUCUGUAAGAUGGAGGUUUGCAUAAAUGUUGCUGGGUCUAUAGCAGUGUAAAUGUUUUAUCACGUGUAUGUGGAGAUCAUUUUAUCAAGGGCCACAAUGACAAGAUAGGACUCGAUUUAUUGUCAUGGGAAAAAAGAAGGUACGCGCUCUUUGAAUUCUGUGUUUUUACAUAUCAGGUCAUAAUAACAAUAAUCUGUUCCUUACCAGGUUUUAAAAGUAGGUAAAUACAACCUCAGCUGAACAACAACACCUAACAUAUUACACCGUGAUUUUUUUAACAAAAAUACAGCCGAAAUGGAGAAAUCGUGUGUGGAAAUCCAAGUGCACCCUUACUGCGUCCAUAGGAAUUAAAUAGCAGACAGGUGUUACUAAUCAAAUAAUAAGACAAAAAUUAAUUAGGUAGGCCUAAAAUUAAUGGUGUAAAAAUGAGAAAAAAGACAGUGAAAAGUAGAAAUACCAAUAACAAAAAGCAAUAAAAAGCAAAAAGACAAUAAAAAUCACCUUUUCAGUGACUUUCUUUUGGGAAUCAGAAAGGUGCUACUUCUUCAACUCGUGAGACCAAAAAGAAAAAAACAAGAGAAAAAAAAAAGAGAAAAAAAAACUCCAAUGGUGUAGUAUGUCACAAACAAGUAAUAGGUAGUAUCAAGACGUAAUCAGUCUACUCACAUAUUGUAGAGCUAAUACCAGCUCUGGUGUAAUGCGCAUUCAGUGGUGUUGAUCCCCCACUGGUAGGAUUUCAGUGAUGAUACUUCCAACAGGUUAUUCAAGGCAAGGUGUCCCAAAAGGAGAAAGCAAGGAGAAAUAGUGCUCUCUGUAUAAAACUGGUUAAAACAAACAAUAAUAGAAGAGGUCUUAUACUCACAUUUGAUUUAGUGGGAACUACUUCUCAAGUAUUAGGCGUAGGUGUUUUAAUCCCCACCUGGGAUUCUUUGGUGAGUUCUUCUCCAAUGGUGUAGAUAAGUGACCAGGUUAAAAAAAAAAAAUAUAUAUAUAUAUAUAAUUUAAAAUAAAAUGAACUAGAAGUAAAAGGUAUAUGGCAUAGAAAAGUAAAAUAGCCAAUAUGCCUUUAAUAAACAAACCAAACGUGUUUCACCAACACAGGACUUCAUCAAGUGGUAAUAAAACAUGUAAACCGGCACAUAGAGGUAUAUUUAGAGAGUACAUGCAAUUACAAUUUCACAAUUUGGCACCAUAAUGACGUCAUCAGCAUGAGACAUGAGAUUUAAACAUGUAAAAAUAAGUAAGUUCAAAUGGUAAAAUUAAGAUACUUUUAAAAACAUUAUAAACAGGUAACUAGGUCCUUUAUUUAAAAAAAAAACAAAAUGUGGAAUGGAAGAUUGUGUAAUAUAAGUUAAAAAAGCUGAUCAAGUGAUGCACAAUUAUGAUGUUGCACUAUGUGGGGAGGGUUAUGGGGUGUCAUGGGCUGCAGAUAGCAACCCCUUUAGGAGACCUGGCUGGAUUUGAACUCACAACUCCAGCAUCCCAGUACAUAGCUCUACCAUGCUGUCCACCAGGGGUCUUCAGUAUCUACUGGUAUUUGUCUGCUUCCUGACUCCUUGCCUGGAUGGAGCAGUGCUGAUCCACCUGCAGCCUCUUAACAAUUAGAGUCAGUUGCUCCUAAUCAGCAGGCUGUAAAAGCCAGCUCUGCCUGAGGCCUGGUAUCUAGUUGUUUUGUUUUUUCCUGCCGGAUCUUUGUUACUCUGCUGACUGAUUCCUGGACUCUGACCUCUGCCUGCCUUACUGACUCCGCUACUCCGCUGCCAGCCCUGACUUCUGCUUCUCAUCGGACCCUGCCUUUGGAUUACCCCUUCAUCUGUACUGCGCUUUGUUUUUUUCCUCCUCCUUGUGCCAUCUCCUGCACCUGAGCUCCAACUCCUGGUAAACUGUGACAUAACAACCAGAUCCUACGAUGGAGCCUGCGGAGAUGAUGGAUGUUCUGAGUACCCUCACACAGCAAGUGACCCUCCUGUCCCAAACUUUAAGUGAAUUGCAGAGUGCCUAUGCUGAUUGAAAGGGAACACACACCAUGUCCCUGAACCUGAUGUUGCAUAGCCUGAAAGAUUCACUGGUCGCAGGACUUCCAUACACUCCUUUAUCACAGACUGAAAUCCUAUUUGUACUUAAACUUCAUAACUAUGCUGUUAUCCGGACUACCCAAGACCUGGGCUCAUCAACAGCUGUAUGCCAAAAGCCCUGUCUUGGAAACCUGGGAGUCCUUUGCUACAGGCUUGACAUCCUUGUACGAGGACCCCUUCCAUGCCUCCACAGCUCGGACUUCUCUCCAUUCCCUUAAACAAGAAAACUGUCUUGUGGGGAAUUACAUCACAGAGUUCCGUGGCUUAUCAGACUCUGGACUUAAUAAAACCGCCCUAGUGGACCAAUUCUGCAUUGGAUUAACUGAAACCCUUAAGGAUGAACUGGCACGAGUUGGAGCUCCAACCUCCCUGGAAAAAUUAAGCUGGAUCUCCAGUUCAAAGAAAGAAGGCAAGAGUGAUUUGAAACAAACACUCUGCCCGAUCAACGCGCCAAACCUGCUAUCCCCACCAUGGACAUAGAGUAACCCAUGCAGAUUGGAACACUGUCAUGCUCAUGGUAAAUGAAAAGGCCAGAAAGCAAGCCAAAGAUCUUUGCUUCUAUUAUGGCAAGGGAGGCCACUAAAUCAGCUAUUGCCCGGUACGUCCUCCUCGCCCUAAACAUGGCCAUGCGGGGACUCUGUGUCGCCCUCCUGCAAGUCCUCCAUGGCACCUUAAUUGUUGUUGCUCAACUCUGCAUGCUACCCGACUGAAAAGACCACCUAACCAGACCAUUGGCACCAUCAUGCUCCCAGCUAAACCUGCUCCUGUUCCAGAGCCUCAAAAGGAGGCUGCUGUGGCUACCUUCCAAUUCUCAACCUCUGACUCCCCUAACGUUUCCUGCUCCAAAGCAGAGACUCUGUCCCCAGACUGUGUAAUUGCCUACAAUGGAACCCUAGGAUCCCCUAGUUGAAGCCCUGACACUUGGGGCCCAGAGGUCACCCCUUGUCAUAGUGCACCCCAAACCCUGCAGACAACAAGGCAUGGCCGCCCCUUUUACACACCUGGCUGAAUUUUAACUCACAGCUCCAGCAUUCCAGUCAGGCUCUCUACCAUGAUGUCCACCAGGGGGCUUUAGUAUCUACCUGUUUGUCUGCUUCCUGACUACUUGCCUGGAUGGAGCAGUGCUGAUCUACCUGCAGCCCCUUAACAAUUAAAGUCAGCUGCUCCUAAUCAGCAGACUGUAAAAAACAGCUCUGCCUCAGGGGCCUGGUAUCUGGUCGUUUUGUUUUUUCCUGACGGAUCUUUGUUACUCUGCUGACUGAUUUCCUGGACUCUGACCUCUGCCUGCCUUACCGACUACAAUACUCCGCUGCCAGCCCUGAUUUAUGCUUCUCGUCUGACUCUGCCUUUGGAUUACCUCUUCAUCUGUACUGCACUUUAGUUUUUGCCUCCUCCUUGUGCCAUCUCCUGCACCUGUGCUCCAACACCUGGUAAACUGUGACAUAAGGCAAUUUCCAAACAAGUCCAUCAUUCUACAGUGAGAAAGAUUAUUCAAAAGUGGAAAACAUUCAAGACAUCUGCCAAUCUUCCCACGAGUGGAUGUCCCAACAGGUUCACUCCAAGAUCAGACCCUGCAAUACUUAGAGAAAUUGCAAAAAAAAGAGUUACAUCUCAGACUCUACAGGCCUCAGUUAGCAUGUUACAGUACAAUUAGAAAAAGAUUGAACAAGUGUGUUUUUUUUUUUUUUUUUAUUGGAAGAGUUGUCAGGAAAAAGCCUCUUCUCAUGGCAGCAUGGCUUAUGUUUGCGAAGUUGCAUCUGAACAAGCCACAAGACUUCUGGAGCAGUGUCCUUUGGACAGACGAGACCAAAGUGGAGAUGUUUGGCCGUCGUGCACAGCGCCACAUUUGGCAAAAACCAAACUCCGCAUACCAGCAUAAACACCUCAUACCAACUGUCAACCACAGUGGUGGAAGAGUGAUUUGGGCUUGUUUUGCACCCACAAGACCUGGAAACCUUGCAGUUGUUGAGUCAACCAUGAACUCCUCUGUAUAUCAAAGUAUUCUAGAGUAAAUUAUGAGACCAUCGGUCCGAUAGCUAAAGCUUGGCCAAAAUUUCUUCAUGCAACAGGACAAUGAUUAAAACACACCAGCAAAUCUACAACAGAAUGUCUGGAAAAAACUAAAGAAUCAAGGUGUUGCAAUGACCCAGUCCAGACCUCAACUCAAUUGAAAUGGUGGAACCUUAAGAGAGCUGUGUAUACAUAAAUGCCAGCAAACCUCAAUGAACUGAAACAAUGUUGUAAAGAAGAGUGGGCCAAAAUUCCUCCACAACUAUAUGAGAGGCUGCUAAAGUCAUAGAGAAAACGAUUGCUUCAAGUUAUUGAUGCUAAUGAUGGUUCUACAAGUUAUUGAAUCAUAAGGUGUUUUUCACACUUGGCUUCUCCAUUUAUGCUUUAUUUUUGUUAAAUAAAUCAUGACAUGGUGUAAUAUGUCAUGUGUGUGGUUUUCAUUUGAGGUUGUAUUCACCUAAUUUUAAGACCUGCUAAUGAACAUAUGAUUAUGUCCUGAUAUAUAACUGAAUGCAGUGGGUGGCUGCGAUGCGGGCCGGUGCAAGGAUUUUUGGGUACACAUUCGAAGAUGAUUUUGGAACCCCCCCUCCCAAAAGCAUCUUCACCUGUGUGCCUCUUAACCCGCCUUUUGAUUUUUAUCCCCUUUUUAAAAAUGUUUUACCCCCUUUAGUGUCUUAUGCCCUAUUUUUUCCCCAUUGUGUCUUACACCUGCUUUGUGUUUCUUACUCCCCCAUCCUCUGUGUCUCCUUCUCUCCCAGACCCUUUGUGUCUUUUACUCAGCUCCUUUGUGUGUUUUUCUUUCACCACCAGCCCGUCCAUCUCCCCCAGCCCCUUUUGUGUCUCUUUUUUUUUUCUUCUCCAGCCCCUCUGUGUCUCAUUCACCCCCAACCCCUUUGUAUUUCCACCCACAGGCUCUUCUGUGUGGCGCUUUCAUCCCCUGCCCCUCUGUGGACUUUCUCAGCCCCAGGCAAAUCUGUGUGUCUUUCUCCCCCCUCAUGUACCUCUGUGUGUCUUUCUCCACUCUCCCCUCCAUUUCACUUAGUGUUCCUCCCCCCUCCCUUCCCUGUCCCUUAGUGUUAUUCUCUUCUCCCUCUCCUUUCCCUUAGUGUUUGUAUUCCCUCCCCCUUACCUGUCUCUUCGUGCCUCCCAUUCCCCUUAAUGUCCCUCCCCCCCCCCCCCCCAUCUUAGUGUUCCUCUCCCUUCUCUUUUAGUGGUCCCCCCACUACCCCAGUGUUCAAUAUCCUUCCCCUCCCCUGUACCUUAGUGUCCCCCCAAAUGUUCACCCCCCAGUGUUCUUCUCCCCUGUCCCAUAGCAUUCUUGUCUCCCCUUUCCUGUCCCAUAGCGUUCUUGUCUCCCCCUUCCCUGUCCCAUAGCAUUCUUGUCUCCCCCCUCCCUGUCCCAUAGCGUUCUUGUAAACUGUGUAAACCCUUCCCUGUCCCACAGCGCUCUUGUCUCCCCCUCCCCUGUCCCAUAGCGUUCUUGUCUCCCCCUCCCAUGUCCCAUUGCGUUCUUUCCUCCCCUCCCACAGUUCCCCCCCAUAGUUUUCCUUCAGGCUCCUAUACUCGGCCGGACUGACAGAAAGUGCUCUCUCAGUAAGUUCCUGUACCGCAGGCCGCACUACUCCGCUUGGCCACGCUACACAGAGUGACUGGCAGGAGGAAGUGCUGUGCGGCCACCUCCUGCCGGUCACUUCAAUAUAGCAUCCCCCGCGCCGAUGUACCCUAAUGUGGCCAAUUGUGCCACCUUAUUGAAGUGCCGGCCCUUGUGAUCUGUGCCAUGUUUAGCAGGACACAUUCAGAGGUCUUGUGGAGUCCAUGCCUUGAUGCAUCAGAGCUGUUUUGUCAGCAUGAGUGGGACCUACACAAUAUUAGGCAUCUGGUUUUAAAGUUGUGACUGAUCAGUGUAUAAUCUCAGAUUGGAGACUUAAAGCAGGAAAGGACCUGAUUCUAAUAUUUACCAUACCAGUCUGCUACAAACGAAAGCAUUUUAUAGGUUUAAUAAAUGACUCAAUUGAAACUUCAUUCUACACAUUGUCCCCUCAAGGUAUAAUGUUUGUACAAAAAUUCCACAAGGAUAAAGCAUUGGCUGACACAUUGUCCUAACUAAACACCACUAAAAUGUAUUGAUGCCACUGUGCUAAUAUUUGCAGAGGGGCCUUUUAGUCAAUCACUGUGUCCGCUGGACACACAUUGAUUUGUCAGUGAGUAAAUUAAUCUUCUUCCUAGCUGCAAUCAUACAUGCUGUUAGGGUUGAGCUAUUCAUAUAGCAAAUUCUCAGCCAUAGUUGUUUAAAAAGCAGCGUAGUUGAUUUGCUUAUUAGUUGCAAUCCAGCUAUUAUGGCCUAUAAUUUACAUUUCCAACAUAAAGGCUCCACAAUUGAAGAUUAUGCUAGCUUUAGUGUACUAAUAAUGUUAAUUUUAAUAAUGACAGGAGGCGAGUAUUUUGCAUAUCUCUCUUUACUAACUCCAUACAGCAAUAAAGAAACACAUAGAAAAAAGAACCAAUCACAGGAGAGCAGGAUGUACACAAGGCAAUGUGACCUUAUCAUUUCUUCUUUCAGAAAGCAUUACAAGCAGAAGUAAUUAUAUAGCAAACAAUAAAACUACUAAUAACUCCAAGUUCCCAUGUGCAAAGGAGCAAACUUCCAAAGAAUUCUAUACGAACAACGAAAAAGAGUUCAGGGUUGAGACAAAUCCGAAGGAUAAAAUCUCCAAUAGUUUCACGUGAACUGCCAAUUAUCUUCAGAGACGAAUCAUACUGAAAAGAGAAUGUGUGACAGGUUUAGACAUGGUCACGAACAUGUAACUCCAAUUAAAGUACCACCUAAUAUCCCAUUGGAGAAUAUAGUAACUAUAAUCUGAUAACGGAGUAAUUGUAAUGAGAACUCUAAUGAGGAUUCCAUAUUAAUGGAAGUACGAACAUAUCAUAUAAGCACCAAUGUGAGAGGCAAACCUACCUUAGCACCUGAUAUCUGCAAAGCAAACGAAUAGAAAGGGUGGGCAGCGAAGUAGGGGGGGAAAUACUCGCCUCCUGUCAUUAUUAAAAUUAAGAUUAUUAGUACACAAAAGCAAGCAUAAUCUUCAAUUUUACCACAUGACAGGAGGCUUCGUAUUUUGCAUUUUUAACGCUGAGAAAAGAGUAUAGAACUAAAUAAGAGUCCUACGGUGUGCCAAGAGACCCAGUAUUCGGCAUUGUGGGGAGGUCUUCCCCGCUGAGCGCCCACGUAUACACCAUCUAAUGAGAAAUUAUACAAGACCAAGUCUGACCAAUUGUCAGCAGGAUGUUUAGUCCCGUAGAGUGAAAGGAGAACAACCUCCACAACUCAUAAGCUGGAGAGGUAUGACAUUGGGUAGUUGGUAUCCUAGAGGAUCCUAGUCCCUUGGGCGUCCUCAGGUAGUGAUACCGGCUGCAGUUCCGUCUCCAUCCUCACAUAAGGGAUCAAGAUGCAGGACUGAACCAGACAGGCUGGGAAUGUCCCGAUGUAGGGGUAGGGUCUGGGUUCCCAGAUUCUCAAGAGGUCCCCGGCAGCCUGCGAUCAUCCGCUGACCUGCCAAGAAACCUCCAAAGCGGGUCCAGGUCCCCAGGUAGCCGACCCUCCUGGAAUAGAAGAUGUGAGUACCCUACGGCUCCAUGAGGAAUUGUUUGUCAUGAAUGUAGCAGGAGAAGAUCCUUGCCUGCUCGAGAAUUACUGUAGACCUUGUAAGCAUGAGAAGCAUAAGUCCUCCAGGGAGGUCCGGUCGGACGGAGCGCAAUCACCAUCGUGCCUCGACUUAUACUGUGACGAGUGGUAAUAUCCAAAUCAGUCGGCCCCUAUGAGAUGUGUCUCCCCCGGGAGACUGGUUGAUCUUCUGUGAAGAAGACGGGGAUCGAAGGAGCCUACAUGUUGUCUGAAAAACAUGAGUUGGUCCAUCGCGGUGGAUGUGAAACCUGACCGCCUAAUCUGUGGUUAACUGCAGUAUGGUGCAGCCGAUGUAGUACUUCUUUAUCCAUCCAUGUAUUGUGAAGUAUAGGACCAAGAAGUCUAGGUAUACAACGUACAGGGCCACGGUGGUGCCGCGGAGAGUCGUACGAAUAUUCCCAAGUUGUGGAAUAGUCUACAAAUCCUCUGAGCGAAUAUUCUUCUACAAAAGGUUCCAGCCGGUUCUCGGAUGAACGUGGAUGUUGACGAGUUUUCAGUUCACUGGAGUGAUCUGAAUGAGGUUUUCCCGGAAGAGAGUGUCUUGUUUUCCCCGCCUGUAUUCAUUACUUCUUUUUGUAGUUUUUCAGGGCCCACCAGGCUCCGAGCUACUGGAUCGGGAAGGAGAGGAUAUCCCCUGAAAACUGGGUAAGGUGGUCGAGCAGGAAGCAAGAAACCGUCCUGACGUGUCUUUAGGUCCUGAACGCAAGUCGGUUGACUACGUGAAAGUGGUCUUCCCCAGGAUUGAGUGCCCUUCACCUAGAUGUGGUGAAAUCCCCUGUGGAUGUAGUAGGAGGUAUAUUGAUGGUAUCUGUGCGUACUGUGCUCUCUCCGCUUAUCUGGAGCACCAUUGGUUGACACUAUCGCUCUAUAUGGGUAAUAGAGCCAGCGGUAGCGGAUCUCGGGUCUAAUGUCCCAAAGUGGUCGACGACCGGCUCUGUUGCCAACUGGUUCCAAAGAAUCCCUUGUAAAGGUAAUCGCAUACCACCUCCCUCCUAGGGGUUUGGGCCCUUAUGAAAGCCAUGGGACCCUUGCAUGUCUAAUAAGUUCCCUUCGGAACUUUGUGCCUUGUGUCUGGGGUUCCGACUAUCUUGGCGCCCAGUACCGCCAGCCAUCCGCCAGUGCGGAGGAGUGCUGCUAUGGGCAUCCUAUGGGAGAGGCCAACACUGGGAUUGCCUGCGAGGAGCAGAAACAGUUUUUUGAGUCCAUAUACACAAGUUGUAUGCCCGUUCCCGGACGAUGUUUGGCGGCGUCCAGCAUCGCCCAUGGUAAGGUCGUGAAUCCUGAGAGACCUCCUCCGUUGGUCACUAUAGUCGUCUGAGCCGUUCUGACCAGCAUGGAAGGGCAUGGGUUUGUCCGACCAUCAGCGGAUAUGGACAUUCUAAGCAAGAGGCUGCAAAGCCACAAGUGCAUAAUGUUGUCAUGUAGGUUUAUCGUAGUAAGGUAUACCCCUGUGUAAGGCACAAACCAGUAGUCAGGCACAGGAUGCAGGGCAAACAGAUCAGUCUACUAUGACAGUAGGCAGUGUUCACGGAAACCCUUGUGGGUCUAUUCCGAAUUGUGGCCAAACAAAACAGACUGGGGCUCACCCAGUACAUAGAGGUUGCCAUAGCAUUGCCUCCGUUAAGCAGCACCGUGCAGCGCACGUAUAUUGGGGGCUCACACCGGGUGCACAGGGUAUCAACCCUUAAGUGCUGGCCAUCGCCCUGAUAGAGAGUGUCAGUCACCUCUUCCAUUAUUAAAUUCACCACAAGGGAAAUAUAUAUCGUUAAGUAGGUGGCUCGGAACUCCUGUUCAGCAGUUGUAACCGCAUGCCAUUUUAGUGCAGUGCACGCCUAGCCGGGCCCUGUGCAUUGGGCGUGGGCCUUUAACUGCAGGCCGCAGAAUAGGUACAGGGCAUAAACCCGUACCAUAUCAUGAUUCAUUAUCAAUGGAGGUAUUCCUUCAGCUGUAGGUAGAGGCUGUUGCUGUAAAACUUCCUUCGGUUGGGUAGUGUGACUCGCCUAUCGUAGGGGUCUCACCCCAAGAGCACCGGGUCUGCACCUGUAAGUGCCGGUCCCAGAUUCGAAGUUUGGAUUUUCAAUGCUCGAGCUCGCUGUUGAGAGGGGUAGGAGUAGAAGCAGCAGUGCUGUAGGGGGCUCACCCCAGUUGCACAGGGUAUGAACCCAUCAGUGCUGACCAUCAGCCUGAUAGAGAGUGUCCUACAGCUCUAUCAAUAAUUAAUGCACUGCCAUGAGGGAUAUACUGCACUGAAGCUUGCGACUCUGUCCCCUUUUUUGCCGAAUAGAUUGGCGUAUACCUAGUCAGAGAUCACCUCAGGUGCGCACUGUAUGUACCCGUCAAGCGUGGGUCGCGGCCAAAUAAAACAGACUGGAUGAGAGCACAAUCCGUUUCAUUGUGUGCAAUGCACCAUGCAGACCCCACCAGGGUGUAGUAGUGUGAAAUUUAUUGUGUGCAAUUUAUUGUCUCAAAGUAUCAAAACAACCCCAGCAGGGUGUGUGAUAUGGGGUACCCCAGCAGGGUAUCUGUUGUAGUGUAAAUAAUGCCAGUGGACCCCAGCAGAGUCUGUAUAAAUGACAGUAAUGUGUAAUAACCCCAGCAGGGUAUUCUGUAUCUGUCACAUAGUGUUGUCAAAUUGUCCCAGCAGGGCAAACCACAAUAUUGGGAUUUGUAUAACUGGGCCUCACCCAGGAUCACAGAGGUGGCCACAGGGCUACCUCUAAAAAGCAGCACGGUAAUAGGGGUAGCACCCCAUGCAGGCACAGGGUAAUAAGCCCUUUAGUGACUAAUAUGGCAGUAAUGAGACAAAAAGUGACUGACCUCUGAGGGAUAAUAGGAUAUAGCACUAGCUCUAAGCUCCGUCGUCGGUCGUGUUCUGACAGGUAGUCUUAAGUGAUAGGGGUCAUCCCUUUUAGCAUCCAUUACCAGACAUAGAGUCUUGCUGUAGAUUCCUGAACCCUGCUCCAGGUGAUAUCCCUUCAAAUCUCCCAUCACUGAUAUGUACUUAUCCAUUACCAUCUUGAUAAUCUGUGUCCAAGGGUGCUAUCCCUUAAAGGAAUUCAAGGAUGGUAUCCCUUUAAGGAUUUGGUAUCCCUUUUAAGUAGUUCCAGAGUGGUAUCCUUUUAAGGAGUUCCCUAUAAGGGUCCCAGAAUGGUAUCUUUAAGGAAUUUGAGGGUGCUAUCCCUUUAAGGGAUUUUUGGGGGUGAUAUCCCCUUAAGGUUCCAGUACCUCAAACCACUAUACACAAGUACGACUCAAAUCUGUAAAUAAAAGGCCAGUUAGAAUACUUGCCUUUGCCUGGAUUCGAACUUGGGACCCUGGGGUCCAACGUCCGUGUCAGAGAAUCAUGAGCCCAAGAGCAGCUAGGCUAACUGACAGCCCAGGUAUAUGUUACUCUUGAGCGCCGAAAUUGUGGUGGGCAAAAGUAGCAAAACGGCCGUCCAUAAUAUUGCGAGAUUAAAGAUGGCCGCCGAAGGUAAAGGAUGGGGAAACAUGGUCCCUGGAGUCUCGGUAGACGCGGGAUCAAAGAUGGCCGGCUGCAACAUGCUCGGGCUACCUCGUGGUCGACCCACAGACUGCCAAGGUAGUGGAUGUUGGAAAGCAUCCAGCACAUUACCAGGUGUACGGUAUGGGGCAGCCUGAGAGAGCGAGGGCAGUGAGUCCGGCCGUCCCCCUGAGGAUUGUAGGAGGAAGGGGCCGAACGGAUAGGCCGGAAGAAGGGGUUAAUGCCUUGGAGCCGGUGGGAGCCGACGGGAACCGCGGAAGGGAAGGGGUUAAGCCCCAGCCAGACCCAGAAUCCCCAUGACAUCCUGGGGGGGAUGGAGGAAAGCGGGGUAAGAGGGUCCCCAGAUGCCCCAGGUAUAGAAGACCAGGAAAAUCGCCAGAAAAGUCAUGAUACAUAUGGUAUAAAGUACAUCUACCAUAAUUAUACAUAAAACUUAUUAAGUCAAUAAUAAAAUUUAUUAAAUCCAUGUUAUAAAAUACAUAUGACAUCUAUUAAAUACAUAUAAAGUACAUAUAAUACUUAUUAAAAUAAAGGAUGAAAUGCCUAUAAAACUGAUAAAUUACAACUGAUAUUAAUCACAAGUAAAGGUUAUGAAAUAAGGAUAACAUUAAUUUUACAUAAUAUCUAUGAAAUAACAUAGAAAAAACACAGCUGUACAUAGUACAGAAGCACAGCAAGAACAUACAGUAAAGUAUAUAAAUAUAUAAUACAGAAACAACCUCAAAGAGGCAAUAGAAACAUAAGUAAUGGAGAAGAGUAAUACUCUGACCUGUCUGCUUGAUGGAGCAGUAAAGAAAGAGGAAAUGAUAAGGUCACAUUGCCUUGUGUACAUCCUGCUCUUCUGUGAUUGGUUCUUUUUUCUAUGUGUUUCUUUACUGCUGUAUGGAGUUAGUAAAGAGAGAUAUGCAAAAUACGAAGCCGCCUGUCAUGUGGUAAAAUUCCUAAUUUAGGAUUCGGUUACAACAACAGAUGCUGUACACUAUUGCAAUUAACUACAGCUGGUUGCUACUUACCGACAUGUUUCCAACUAUGUUGCUAUAUUUUACCGGCUGACCCAAAGCCUCAAUACACUGUGUAACUGGCCUUCGCAGGAGAUGGUGACAGUGUACACAGUGUUUAAAACAGUGAUUUUGUGCUAAGCCCAAAACAUAUUACAUACCUGCCAACUCCAGAGAAUCUGGAGGCUUGUUGGAGUGAGGUAAUGGGGGACGGACCAGUGACACGAUUGCGUUUCUAGCUCUGCCCCAAAAGAGCAGUCCCGUCUGGAGAAGGGUAGGGCCCCCCCAAAUCAAUAGCAGGAUAGCCUGGUGAUGAAUGCACGCAAGGUUGCCUUUCCAUUAUUUAAGCCAGCCCACUUAGGGAAAAAAUUCGCAGGGCGUUCUGUUUCAUUGCUCAUUUCAGGAUCCUAGUGCCCUGAACAUAGAGCAAGUGUGUCUAAUAACGCGCUGUGCUUAUUGUGAACGAUUCCCACAAGUGGGAAAGCGGGACAGGAUCCAUCGGGACUGUCCAUCCGAAAUCAGGACAGCUGGGAGAAAAUAUCAAUGAAAUGUUUUAGGUUAAUUUCUGCUAUGGUAAUUGUUCAUUUAAAUGCAGCAUGCGCUUACUAAUAGUAAUUUUUUUUUUCCCUGUCUAACAAUAUAAUUAUCAGACACAUCUGAAGAUUGGAAUUGGAAUUAAUUUGUAUUCCUCUAUAUCUUUCAGAGACAGCUUGAUUUAACCACAGCUCAUUUUCUGCCAUUUUCUCAGUUGUAACUAUGUAAAAUGUAUUAUAAGAAAAUAGGAAGAAAUAUUCAAACUGUGCUGUUAAAAAGCAUUCUGGAUUAAUUGGUGAUCUCCUGGAGCUAGAGAGAUCAGUGCCACGGGCAAUGGAACAACUUGUUUCAUCUUCCUUUCCUUCUGAAUUGCUUUCUGAAGGCUACCUUCAGAGUGGGGUGUUUGGCUUUCAUUUACUCACUGUUUGAAGCAUGCAAGUGUAGCCUAAAUAAAGCAUAACAUAGUCACUAACUUGUGUGCAGGUAGUGGUUAUUGUGCGGUGCGAAACCAAUACAAUCAUAAACACGUUUCCCCGUCUUCUCCCAAUUAAAGCCAAGAGACAUAAGUGUGGUAUAAAACAGGCCACAGCUUUAUUUAUAAAUAACAAGCAUAAAUAUAUAAACCAAUAAUUUUACUCGAAACUCGUCCUUGCCAACCGAACCAUAACAACUCUAGAGUACCCCCUUCCAGGGUACCUGCCCUCCCCCCUCGUCCAAGAUAACUGGCCUUUACCUUGGCCUUCCAAUUCCCCAUGCCAACCCCUGGCCGCCUUUUACUGGCACGGGGGGCACGCCCAAUUACCAAAAAACUCUCCGAGGUUAGGGGAGGGACUAGACCCAGCAUUCCUUCUUCCAGUGUACUCGUUUUUCCAACUGGUUUGGCAAGGACCAUACCCGCCAGCUGUGACAAGAAAGAAAGUUAGAGAUAUACAAUAAGAAAACGAUCUACAAUCAAGGGUGGGCGGGAGGGAAGAUGUUACCAGCCGUUAUUUUUAAGAUGGCUGAGGUAAGGGACAAAAUGACUGCCCUUUAUAUGACCCCACCCCACCUCUAGCCUAAGUGACACCCCCCCCACAUGUGACACCUACACCCACCACACCCACACAUGCCUCCUAUCCGGCUAGCUUUCAGCCCGCCUCCUCUGGGCCUAAACAAUGAAAUGUGGUGAAUUGAAAAUUCAGAUUGUAAAAUGUAGUCCAGAAUGACUACAGACUAUUGCAGAAUUUGAGAAGAUUUUCCAACUUGGCUACUUUAACCUUAAUUUGGCAUCUUUAAAAUUCAUUUAUUCAGGAAUUGUCUCGAAUGAGUUGACAAUUGCCACAGCUUACUGUUUAUUGAAUAGACUCUUACUUGUUAUUGUCAGAUCCACCACGGCUUAUAGGACAUAUGGACAGUACAGAGCAUCAUCAUAUUACAUUGAUAAACCAGACACACUUAGCUUCUGUCUACUAUGUUUUGGGAUAUGCCUAAUGCAAUACCAUCAAUAUACCGAAGUCAUGCAGAUGUCUUGAAAUUGAGUCCAUAUUCAUCGUGUUCAUUGAUGCAUUCCUGAGAUGGCUAGAUUGCCUAAUAUAUCAGUAAAACCUUUAAACAUAUCACAUUACUCAGAGCCAGGGCCGGAUUGGGGAAAAAAUUUGACCCGGGCAUUUUUUGAACCACAGCAGCCCACUGAGAAGGGAGCGGGCCAGAGAGGGCGGGUGUUUUGUCAUCUCCAAUGACAAGCAUGCCCCUUCUCAAAGUGAGCAGGAUGGUUCAAUCCGCAAAGCCCUGCUGAAGAGCUCUUGCAUGAAAAAAGGCCCUGUAUUUGUUCUAUGCAGGGCAAGCAAAUUUAUUAACAUGCUUGUGCUGUGUUUGCUUGUGACAUUUCUCUGGUAUCUCCAUAAGUGGGAUACCAGAGAACAAUAGUGUAAGCAAAAUGUAUUGUACAUGUGUUUAGAUCCUGCUUGUGAGAUUGAGUUUGUGUAGAGUUAGUUCAUUGUGGUGUGGUGUUUUGUGUAAAUGUCAGUUUAAUUUGUGUUGUGUUUGUGGUGUAAUAUGUAUAGUUAGGGGCUGUAGAUAGUGUGAGUAAAUGUGAUGUAGCGAGUGUGUGCAUUGGGGCUGUUGUGUAUGUGUGUAUAGAUUAUAUAGUGUGUUUAGAGGUUGUAAAGUGUGUGUGUUUAGGGAAAGUAGGCGUGUUUUUGCUUACAGGAGAUCUAGUGUGUUCAUAGGGGAUACAAACAACAAAAGAAGAAUUCAAUUUGUGGCGCUAGAUGAUGCAGCUAAAACACACUGGUGGGAACAAUCACAGAAAAUCCCACAAAAACAGAAUACACAAACAACACAAAAAGUGUGUAGCGCAUAUACAAAGUUCACACCAUACCCUGAAUAUCAGUGUAUACCAAGUGAGUAGGUGCAAACACAGAAUAAAUACCCAAAUAUUGGAGCAAUCAAAAGGAGUUGUGUACCUAUACAUAAGAACAUAAAAAUAAAAACAAACACAUAGCAUAAUGCUGUAGUGUAAUAGGAGUGGAAAAUCAACUUCUGUUUGGUCCAACUCACAUACUCAAGAGCCUGUUCACAAGAAAAACUGGUUUAGGUAGUAGCGUUUAGGGGUAUAAACUUGAAUAAAUUCCAGUAGGUGUAGCUUGAUCCUCAAAAGAAGAGGCUCAGGAAAGGCAUACCGAUUAGAAAUAAAAGUAUAAUCAUUUAUUUAACAAAUAUAUAAAAUCUUACAUUCAAAAUGCAGUAAUGCUGUUUCCAAUAAGCACAACGCGUUUCAACGAAUAAACGUCUUCCUCAGGUGCAAUAGUUACAUCAAGCUUCACCCAAGUAUUUAAAUCCCCCAUAUUGGCGUGGGGGGGGGAUCCAGAGUGUUUAAUGUCUUUAAUGUAGUGUGUGUAGGUGAUGGAUUGUGGGAUAGGGGAUCUAUUGUGUGCAUAGGGGAUCUAGUGUGUGUGGAGAACCCAGAGUGUGCAUAGCAGAUUUAGUGUGUGUGUGUGUAGAGGAUUCAGAGUGUGUAUAGGGAUUCUAGUGUGUAGAUGUGUAGAGGAUCCAUAGUUAUGUAUGGUAACUAGGGUGUGUGUAUAAGGGAUGUAGUUUGUGUGUAUAAUGUGUCUCUAGAAUGUAGUGUGUGUGAAGAGUGCACGGUGUGUAUGAAGGGUGCAGGAUGUGUGAGUUAGGGGUGCAGUGUGUGAGUUAGGGGUGCAGUGUAUGUGUGUUGGGGUGCAGUGUGUGUGUGUUGGGGUGUAGUGUGUGCUGAGGUGAUGUGUGGUGUUUGGGGUGCAGUGUGUGUGUGAGAGGUGCAGGGUGUGCGUUUGAGGCAUGUACUGGUUUCAUAGUGUUUUUGAAAGUUACAGGGUCAAAUAUAAGGCUUGCCCAUUUAAUUUUUUUCAUUGAAACUUGCCAAAUUGGUUAUGUUGCCUUUGAGACUGUAUGGUAGCCCAGGAAUAAGAAUUGGCAUACCAUUUGCAAACGUAGACAACUCAAGGUAUUGCAAAUAGGGUAUGUCCAGUUUUUUCUAGUAACCACUUAGUCACAAACACUGGCCAAAGUUAGAGUUCAUAUUCGUUUUUUGCAUUUUUCACACACAAACAAAUAUAAAUGCUAACUUUGGCCAUUGUUUGUGACUAAGUGGCUUAAACAAAAGACUGGACAUACCCCAUUUUGAAUACCCUGGGCUGUCUACUUUUUCCAAAUGGUAUGUCAUGGUGGGGUUUAUUUUCAUUUCUGGGCUGCCAUACCGUCUCAGAGGCAACAUAGCCAAUCUGGCAAAUAGCAAUAGCAAACCCUGUAACUUUCCAAAUCACCAUAAAAGCUAUACUUGAGGGGUACUGUUCGGUGCAAGCCGGUGCAGAUGUUGCCCUCCGCUGCGGCGAGCAGGUUUGGUGCUGGCUUGGUUGAGCGCUCGGUAGUGUUACCUGGAGGGUGGGCUGGUGCAUACCGGCUGCUGGGUCAGAGAUCUGGCUAUGGUCGGUUCAUAUGUUUGUUUAGGCUGGAGCUUAUCCUCCAGAUUUGCCCAGAAGUUGGCGAAGUAAGAGUCCAGUCGGGCUAAAAUUGCGUUGAUGUAGGCCUCGGCUGAGGGGACACUUGUUUCCAUCGCCAUUUUGCUUGUGUGGUGCUUUUCAGCGCUGGUUUCAGGAGGUAGUGGUGUGUGUUCUCCUGGGACCGGGAUGACCCCCGCCGGUCCAAAAGGGAAGGAGGGUGCAGAAGUCCGAUUGACUAGUCGUGUUUAGCACCCUGAGAGCGGCCGUCCCUCCGACGCCAGAAGUGCUAGUAGGCCGCACCGAGUGUCAGCGUGGCGGCACCGACUAGACUGGUAUCAAUUUUGGUGUAAAUCGAUUUGUCGUGGUCUCUGCUGUGCGGUUUGCUGUUUAUUGUGUUGUGAACUGCUGGCUGGCUUAAAUUAUCAGGCGUUUUGUCGUGAGGAGCCCAGGAGCUCAUGAAGCAUGCUUCCAUUCGGCUUGCCAGUCAGGCUCCGCCCCCCCAAAAUACCCCAAGUUUAAUACCCUAGGUUGUCUUCUUUUAAAAAAUAUAUACAUGUGAAGGGUUAUUCAGGGAUUCCUGACAGAUAUCAGUGUUACAAUGUAAUUAGCGUUAAUUUUGAAAAAACAUGGUUUGGAAAUAGCAAAGUGCUACUUGUAGUUAUUGCCCUAUAACUUGCACACAAAAAAAAGCUACGAACAUGUUAACAUUGGGUAUUUCUAAACUCAGGCCAAAAUUUAGAAACUAUUUAGCACGGGUGUUUUAUGACGGUUGUAGAUGUGUAACGGAUUUUGGGGGUCAAAGCUAGAAAAGGUGUUUAAAAAAAAAUAAAAAAAUUAUUUAUAGUAAAUUAUAUGAUGAAAAAAAUUGGUAUCUCUAGAAAGACCAUUUAGUGGCAAGAAAAAUGGUAUAUAAUAUGUGUGGGUACAGUAAAUGAGUAAGCAGAACAUUACAGCUAAAGACAAACACAGCAGAAAUUUAAAAACAGCCCUAGUCCCAAACGGUAAGAAAAUUAGAAAGUGGUCUGGUCACUAAGGGAUUAAAGGACUUUAAGCCCAUAUUCAUUACUUAACUGUAUUUAACUUCAAUUUAUUUUGGUAAACAGCUGAAAUAACAAAACUUGUGUUAGUGUCCAAAUAUUUCCGGACCUAACUAUAAAUAUAUUAAGAUAGAAGUAUAUAUUUUAUUUUGUAGAUUAUAGAAAGUGGAGGAAUAUAUAUAUAUAUUUUAUAAAUCUUUAUUUAGAGAGUACAUACACAUAUAAAGGCAGAUUUUCAAGUGAUUACAUUUGUGUUUUGUAUAUUUGUUAUGCAACCUACGUAAAGUACAGUCUGGACGCAUAGUCAUUCUCAGCCCGUCCGGAACAGUUGCUUUCUAGGACCAUCCCUCAAUCUCCCCGAGCCCACCCAGUUAACCCUUUCUUUAUACAGUGACUCAACAAGUAGGCUAAGGCAUAUUGUAUGUGUUUACCUGCAAGAACAGAGUGCGACACAUGCAUGCAAUAGGCCUUAUGGGAGUGAGCGCCCCAGGAUCUCCCUUCAACACAUAUAUGCACCCCCUUUAUUUCUUUUCUUUUUUGUUAUAUACAACAGGAAAUUCACUUCUAUCCCAGCUUCCCCAAAGCCUAGCAAUCGCCAUUCCCCGGUGAUUUCCAAUUUGCAGGUACCAGUUUAAAUUUGAGACCAGUAGCAUGGGAAUUUUAUCAUCAAUAACAAUCAUUAGUACUUAUAGACUUUUUGUAUUCAAUAAGAGUUUAUUGAAAUAGAUUGGUGGACAGAUUGAAGAGGUAACACAAAAAGGUUACAACUGUAAAGAUUCCUAAAAUGUUGACUACAUUUUGCAUAUGUGUACAGGAAAAAGGUUCAAACAAUAGUGACAGAAAAGCAUAUCAUCAUGUUGAAUGAUGGAAUGGAUUGUCAAGGCACACAUCUUGAUAUGGGGUAAAAGAUUCUUAAUCCAGUUGUCACCAAAGGUGAAGUCCCAAUAAAGCCUGGGUGAUACUGCCCCAGGUAACUAUCAAAGAAAAAAAUAAUACAAAAUAGAAGAAAAAUAAAAAGGAGGAAUGAGAAGAAAAGAGAGAAAAAAAUCGAUAUAUAUAAAUACAUACAUACAUACACACGCGUACAGAUACAUUCAUGUAUACAUUAUACCCAUACAAACAAAGCCAGAGUAGAUCUUCUUGCACAAAGAUUCACCUGAACUCAUCCAGAAACCCACCCCAAGCAUUAUUUCCACUUGGAUCCCACUGAAUACAAACAGAGAACAGGAUUGACAACAGUACAAUGGAAUGGAAUGUUUGCUGUGUUAAGCAAUUGAGGGUCUAUCGAGCUAUGUUGUCUAUGUUGUGAGUGGUAAUGGUGUGUGAUGUAAUAGCAUUGCUGCAAGGAUACGCAUUAAAGGACAAUGUAGACCAUCUUCCAAAGCUUCUCAACCAAAGUGCAAUCACACCAUAUGUGUAGCAAGGUGCCUUCUGCCUCACCGCAGCACCAGCACAAACCUCGUAUUUAAAGAGUUGCAGGGGUCUGGAGCAGAUUUUAUAAGAGACCUCUUGCCACCAUCCUGAAUGUGAUAUCUUAUGGACUUGCAAGUCCUCCUCCCACUUGUUUGUGUAAGGUGGAGGAGCUGGUACCAAUUGUUGACCAAUAAAUAAUUAUAAAUAAUGGUGUGGGGCCUUCCUCAUAGAACAAUUCAAAUGUUGUAAGUUCCUGUAAGAAGCACCACCUCUGAGGUAUACAAUGCAGAUAAUGUAAGAUCUGAGCAUGGGUAAGUGUGUAAAAGAAUGUGUGAGAUGGGCUCAAAAAUAUUUAAAAUAGGGGAAUCAAGGAAGGGCUGCCAUAUUAAUCGACAGGACGGCUCUUUCCUGAGAAAUCCAGAUUUCAGAGGUGUCUUUAUGGCACCAGUGGAGAGCUCGCAAAAGAUAUGCUUCCAAAUAGUAAUUUUCAAACUCAAGGGUGCGCUGUGUCUUUAAGACAAGAAAAGUGCAAUGUAUCUUUAAAAACACUCCAGUGCUUCAAAAAAACACACAAAACUCUAUUCAAUAAAUGUGUUACUAUUACACACUCUACAAUAGUGCAAAAAAAGUGCAAGUGUGCAAAUAACACUUUUAUACCAAUGUAUUGGUGAGAGUUGGUAAUUUUUAAAUACCACUUUUCUAUCAGUGUAUUGGUGAAAAAUUAGUAGAAAAAACGGAGCACUUACAAUACCCCGCUAUAUGUACCUUAGGUCUGGUUACUCCAGUUUUGCAUACAUAUGUAUAAAAAAUAAAUAAAAGAACAUAGUGUAAUACAGUAUUAUAAAUUAUGUUAUUAGAACAAUAAAUAGUGUUAAACUCACAAGUGGAGAGCAGAGAAGUCUGCUCUAACUUUAUCCGCUUCUUUUGUAAAGCCAAAAGGUCAUAGGACAGCAGCAAGUUGAAAGAAACACUUUUUUAUUUCCAAAACAAAUCUUCACAAUAUUAAAAAAUAGUCCCCCAAGUGGUAUCGCUUUGCUCACUCAGUCUCUCUAUGGAAGGCGUACUGCAUACAGUUUCGCUGCCGGCUAGCACCGUACUGCAAUCACUUCCUGGAGGCGGAGCCUAAUGACGUAACCACGGGACGUACGUGAUGACGCGUUUCGCCACAAAAUCGGCUUCCUCAGAUCACACUUCCAUUCUGCUGCUGUCUUGCUUUUAAGUCCGUUUUCACAGGUGUAUGUCCACCUAUUAAGUCCUCAUUAGUGUAACCCCUUAAUAUCUUGACAGAAAUCUUCAUUCAAUUAUUCAUUCCCAGGGUCAUAUCUCCUAAAUCAAAUUUUUCCUUACAUAUGAAAAAAACACUAAUUUAUACUAAAACACAUUUAUCAGUCACAUACAUAAAAAACAUAGAUUAAAAAACUAAAAGUAUCUCUUAGCUAUAAUUAUUAAAACAUACUAAAAAAUAUAUAAUAAAAAAUAUCAAUAUAUAUUAUAAAAAAUUAUAUAAAUCAAAUUCUAUAUUUAAACCUCUCGGUUCCAAAGUUCCUAAACGGUGUACCCAUUUCAUUUCUUCUUUACCUAUUGCAUUUAUAUGAUCUCCUCCUCUCCAAGAUUUAUUAACUAUUUGAAUUCCUAAGAAAAUUAACCCAUUUGGAUCCCUUUUAUGGUAUUUAUUAAAAUGGGCUGACACACUAUGUUGCUCAAAGCCACGUUUUAUAUUAUAUACAUGCUCAUAAAUACGUUUGUGAAGGGGACGUAUUGUUCGACCCACGUAUUGUAACCCACAUGGACAAAUCAGCAAAUAAACAACAUUUUUACUACAGCAAGUAAUAAAAUCUUUUAUAACAAAUUCCUCUUCUUUUUCUCUUGCUUUAAAUUUGCUUAUCCCUUUUAAAGUUCUAUUUUUACUGCAUUUGCAGCCCAUACAUUUUCCACAUGAAUAAAAACCGCUUUUAUUAUUUAAGAACGUUGUUCUAACUUCUUUUCUAGGAUGAUUAAAGGUAAGGAGUCUUUUAAAAUUUGGGGCACCUCUAAAAGUGAUAAAAGGUCUCUCUGGUAAAAUUUUUCCCAAAUCUUUAUCUUUCUUUAAUAAAGGCCAAUGUCUAUUGAUUAUGGAUCUAAUUUUUCUAGAAUCACUAUUAAAAUCAAAUACUAAGGGCAUCUUUAUAUCUUUUUCUUCAGUCGAUCUGUUCUUUUGUCCCACAAUUAAAUCUUCCUGAUCAAGUGUAAUUACUUCCUCAUAUGCUCUAUUUAAUAUAUUUUUCGGAUAUUUCUUUUCCGUAAAUUUAUCCAUAAGGAUACUUGCUUGAUCUUUAAAAACAUCUAUUUCUGUGCAAUUCCUUCUCAGACGUUGUAGUUGUCCUUUUGGAAUAUUAUCUAACCACGGGGAAUAGUGGCCACUAUUAUAUAGCACAUAACUAUUUGCAUCAACUUUUUUAAAAUAGUUUCUAGUUUUUAUACUCCCUCCUUCUAUAUAGAUAUCCAAAUCUAGAAAGCUAAUGUUAUUUUUACUGUGAGAACUAGUAAGAUGAAUCCCCCAGUCAUUUGCAUUCAAUUUAUUUAGAAAAUUUUCUAAACUUGACUCCGUACCUCUCCAUAUAAAAAACAUAUCGUCAAUGUACCUGUAAUAGGAGACUAGGUCCACCCCCCAUUCGCAACUGUUAUAAAUAUUAAUAUUUUCCCAACUUGACAUAAAUAAAUUAGCGUAGCUGGGGGCGAACCUAGUCCCCAUAGCGGUGCCUUGACAUUGAAGAUAAAAUUGGGAAUUAAAGAAAAAAUAAUUAUUAUUUAAAAUCCAUCGUAUACUAUCUAUUAAAAAUUCUACAUGGGAAUGACUGAAUUUUCCAGAUUCUUCUAGAAUCUUUUUAAUCUCUCUACACCCUAAAUCAUGAGUGAUUGAGGUAUAUAAAGAAGAGACAUCACUAGUAACAAGUAUAAACGAAUCCUCCCAUUUUAUUUUCUUUAGGAUUUUUAUUACUUCUGUAGUAUCCUUCAGAUAAGAUGGGAUUAUCUUUACUAGAUCUUGUAGCCAUAUGUCGACAUAUUUAGAUAAAUUAGCCGAUAUUGACCCUAUCCCCGAAACAAUUGGCCUUCCUGGGGGGCAUCUAAUAUUUUUGUGUACCUUUGGUAAUGUAUAAAAAACCGGUAGUCUUGGAUGCUCAACUUUUAAAAAAUUAUAUUCUUUCUCGCUAAGGACUCCUGUAUUUCUACCCUUUUCUAAUAAUACAUAUAAAGAUUCUUUAAUUUCUUGAGUAGGGUCCUUUUUUAGACAUUUAUAUACUUUUACUUCCCCUAAUUGUUUAUUACACUCUUUCAAAUAGUCCUCUGUAUUUUGUAUUACUAUACUCCCCCCCUUAUCCGCCGGCUUGAUGACUAUAUCCUUAUUAGUCCUUAAUUCUUGUAAAGAUCUCCUCUCACUAAAGCUCAGAUUAUGAAGUCUUCUCUUCUUAUUAUUACUUGUAUCUAGUUCCUCAAAAUCUUCUAAAACACAUUUCUCGAACAUAUCUAUAGCACUUGUUCUAUAAUUUCUUGGAUAGAAUGUAGAUCUAUUUCUUAAACUGGUAUGAUCUUUAUCUUCUAUCUUAUUGUCACAUUUAUUUAUAGAAAAAAACCUUUUUAAUGUCAAGUUCCUAGAAUAUUUUAGCAUAUCCACAUAUGCUGAAAAAGAAUUAAAACCUACAUUGGGGGCAAAUUUAAGACCCUUAUUUAGAAUCCUAAUUUCAUCUUUAGUAGGGUUAUACUUGGAGAGAUUUAUUACUCCCUCCAAUUUGAUGUCCUUCCUCUUUUUCCUAUACUGUAAUUCUCGUCCUCCUCUACAUCCUCUAUAUCCCUGUAUCUCCUUCUUUUUUGAGGUGAGAAGGUUACCCUUCCUUUUCUCUCCCCUAAAAAAUCUUUAUGUUCUGAUUGUAAAUUAUCAUCUGAAAGGAUUUCAAAACGGUUCCUUAGUUCGGUAUCCUUUCUUUGCUGUACAUAGGGCGGACUCCUACCUUGUCUAUUUCUAUUCAGUUGGUAUUUAUUUUUCGGUUCUACUUUUGUCCAAUUAUAUUGUUUCCUAUUCUCUGGUGUUUUCCACUGAGUCCGUUCUGAAUAUUUGACAGUAUUUGCUCUUUUCCAAUAAGGAUGAUUGGGGGAGUCUGACUUAUAUUUAUAAUUAUACUCUUUUUUCUCUCUGUAUAAAUUCGUAUAAGUUCUAACUCUAUUAUUCUUAUAAUCUUGCAUAUCCCUCUUGUAUUUCUUAUGCUUGAUCUCUUUCACUUGUAUCUCCAAUUUAUUUAAAUUGUCCUUAGUUUUCUUAGUUAGUUCAUCAUAAUCUCUAGUACCCAAUGUUGGUUCUAAUAGUUUUUGGAUUUCUUUUACCUCCUUAUCUAAAUCUUCCAGGCCUUCAGUUCUACAGGCAAUAACUAUACUCAUCAUCUCCCUAGAGAAUCUUUCUAAUGCAUCAUUCCAAAUGUCUACAUAUUUUUUAUUCUUUUCAUUCUCAAAUGUAGGUGUCUUAGAGAACCUUAGACCUCUAGGGGUGAUGUUAUCUUUUAAAUAUCUAUUUAGGGUGGCAAUUUCACAUUUAUAUUUUAUUUCUUUUGCUAGAAUUUUUUCGAGAAAGAAUAUAAUUUUUUAAAAGUUGAGCAUCCAAGACUACCGGUUUUUUAUACAUUACCAAAGGUACACAAAAAUAUUAGAUGCCCCCCAGGAAGGCCAAUUGUUUCGGGGAUAGGGUCAAUAUCGGCUAAUUUAUCUAAAUAUGUCGACAUAUGGCUACAAGAUCUAGUAAAGAUAAUCCCAUCUUAUCUGAAGGAUACUACAGAAGUAAUAAAAAUCCUAAAGAAAAUAAAAUGGGAGGAUUCGUUUAUACUUGUUACUAGUGAUGUCUCUUCUUUAUAUACCUCAAUCACUCAUGAUUUAGGGUGUAGAGAGAUUAAAAAGAUUCUAGAAGAAUCUGGAAAAUUCAGUCAUUCCCAUGUAGAAUUUUUAAUAGAUAGUAUACGAUGGAUUUUAAAUAAUAAUUAUUUUUUCUUUAAUUCCCAAUUUUAUCUUCAAUGUCAAGGCACCGCUAUGGGGACUAGGUUCGCCCCCAGCUACGCUAAUUUAUUUAUGUCAAGUUGGGAAAAUAUUAAUAUUUAUAACAGUUGCGAAUGGGGGGUGGACCUAGUCUCCUAUUACAGGUACAUUGACGAUAUGUUUUUUAUAUGGAGAGGUACGGAGUCAAGUUUAGAAAAUUUUCUAAAUAAAUUGAAUGCAAAUGACUGGGGGAUUCAUCUUACUAGUUCUCACAGUAAAAAUAACAUUAGCUUUCUAGAUUUGGAUAUCUAUAUAGAAGGAGGGAGUAUAAAAACUAGAAACUAUUUUAAAAAAGUUGAUGCAAAUAGUUAUGUGCUAUAUAAUAGUGGCCACUAUUCCCCGUGGUUAGAUAAUAUUCCAAAAGGACAACUACAACGUCUGAGAAGGAAUUGCACAGAAAUAGAUGUUUUUAAAGAUCAAGCAAGUAUCCUUAUGGAUAAAUUUACGGAAAAGAAAUAUCCGAAAAAUAUAUUAAAUAGAGCAUAUGAGGAAGUAAUUACACUUGAUCAGGAAGAUUUAAUUGUGGGACAAAAGAACAGAUCGACUGAAGAAAAAGAUAUAAAGAUGCCCUUAGUAUUUGAUUUUAAUAGUGAUUCUAGAAAAAUUAGAUCCAUAAUCAAUAGACAUUGGCCUUUAUUAAAGAAAGAUAAAGAUUUGGGAAAAAUUUUACCAGAGAGACCUUUUAUCACUUUUAGAGGUGCCCCAAAUUUUAAAAGACUCCUUACCUUUAAUCAUCCUAGAAAAGAAGUUAGAACAACGUUCUUAAAUAAUAAAAGCGGUUUUUAUUCAUGUGGAAAAUGUAUGGGCUGCAAAUGCAGUAAAAAUAGAACUUUAAAAGGGAUAAGCAAAUUUAAAGCAAGAGAAAAAGAAGAGGAAUUUGUUAUAAAAGAUUUUAUUACUUGCUGUAGUAAAAAUGUUGUUUAUUUGCUGAUUUGUCCAUGUGGGUUACAAUACGUGGGUCGAACAAUACGUCCCCUUCACAAACGUAUUUAUGAGCAUGUAUAUAAUAUAAAACGUGGCUUUGAGCAACAUAGUGUGUCAGCCCAUUUUAAUAAAUACCAUAAAAGGGAUCCAAAUGGGUUAAUUUUCUUAGGAAUUCAAAUAGUUAAUAAAUCUUGGAGAGGAGGAGAUCAUAUAAAUGCAAUAGGUAAAGAAGAAAUGAAAUGGGUACACCGUUUAGGAACUUUGGAACCGAGAGGUUUAAAUAUAGAAUUUGAUUUAUAUAAUUUUUUAUAAUAUAUAUUGAUAUUUUUUAUUAUAUAUUUUUUAGUAUGUUUUAAUAAUUAUAGCUAAGAGAUACUUUUAGUUUUUUAAUCUAUGUUUUUUAUGUAUGUGACUGAUAAAUGUGUUUUAGUAUAAAUUAGUGUUUUUUUCAUAUGUAAGGAAAAAUUUGAUUUAGGAGAUAUGACCCUGGGAAUGAAUAAUUGAAUGAAGAUUUCUGUCAAGAUAUUAAGGGGUUACACUAAUGAGGACUUAAUAGGUGGACAUACACCUGUGAAAACGGACUUAAAAGCAAGACAGCAGCAGAAUGGAAGUGUGAUCUGAGGAAGCCGAUUUUGUGGCGAAACGCGUCAUCACGUACGUCCCGUGGUUACGUCAUUAGGCUCCGCCUCCAGGAAGUGAUUGCAGUACGGUGCUAGCCGGCAGCGAAACUGUAUGCAGUACGCCUUCCAUAGAGAGACUGAGUGAGCAAAGCGAUACCACUUGGGGGACUAUUUUUUAAUAUUGUGAAGAUUUGUUUUGGAAAUAAAAAAGUGUUUCUUUCAACUUGCUGCUGUCCUAUGACCUUUUGGCUUUACAAAAGAAGCGGAUAAAGUUAGAGCAGACUUCUCUGCUCUCCACUUGUGAGUUUAACACUAUUUAUUGUUCUAAUAACAUAAUUUAUAAUACUGUAUUACACUAUGUUCUUUUAUUUAUUUUUUAUACAUAUGUAUGCAAAACUGGAGUAACCAGACCUAAGGUACAUAUAGCGGGGUAUUGUAAGUGCUCCGUUUUUUCUACUAAUUUUUCACCAAUACACUGAUAGAAAAGUGGUAUUUUAAAAAUUACCAACUCUCACCAAUACAUUGGUAUAAAAGUGUUAUUUGCACACUUGCACUUUUUUUGCACUAUUGUAGAGUGUGUAAUAGUAACACAUUUAUUGAAUAGAGUUUUGUGUGUUUUUUUGAAGCACUGGAGUGUUUUUAAAGAUACAUUGCACUUUUCUUGUCUUAAAGACACAGCGCACCCUUUUCUUUGUAUUAUUAUAUUUUUAGUGUUUUAUGGGCUAUUGCACUUUAUAAGGGAGCUGCUUCAUAGGUUUUAAGGUUGUUAUUAUUUUAGACGUGUAUUGAGCGCCUUUUUUUACUUGUCUUCUCUCUUGUUGUACAAUUUUCAAACUCAAGCAAUGCCAGACUUCCCCGUAACUUAGGUAACACUAGGUGUGUCAGACCUUAUUAAGGUGGAUUCUUGUUGGAACACAAAUACAAAUAUCUUUAAACUUGCAAUGAACAAACAGUCAGAGCAAGCUGGAUAAUAUAGAUGUAAGGAGCAUAAACAGUAGAGCCGCUACUAUAGUAGAAGUUACAGUUGACAGUACAGAAUCGGCUGGCAAAAUCAAGAUCAAAUUCGGAUCUGGGUUUAGGUUUGGAGAAGGCAGUGUAUACGAGAAAACUAGCAGGUUCAACAACAAAUCAAAGAGUAGAGUUCACACUGUAUCGAUCAGUAACAACAUAGUAACUGAGCAAUACACUUUUGCACUGAGCACACUUUUAACUAGGAUGGCAUUUGUGUGUGUUAUGUGAAGGUGUGACCACAUUAAAUGUGGAAGUUGAAGCUACAGUGUGAAGGAGAGAAGCAUUGACCAGAACAUAGGAGAGAUUGUGCGAGCAGGAAAGAGGUGAGCCCUGACAAGCUGUGAGUACGUAAGUCAAGGAGUCAAUGAUGCCAGAUGAAACCUCUAAUCACAUAGUUGUUAAAAAUAGGCUGGAGGGAAUAUAAAUUGGAAUUGUUUGAAACAAAAAGAGCAGAUGCGGGAGUGUAGACAUUUUGAUUACACUGAUAUAUCCCUGCCAUUCAUGGACUUUUUGGGGUAAAUUUACAUAUAUUAAGAGAUCCUCCAUUUUUAUAUAGAGGGCAUAUUUUUAACUUGUGUUCAAUGUGAGUAUAUGGAAGUUCAUCGAGCAAGGCCUUUAACCCCACUGGCCCUGUGUGUUCAUCUUGUCUGGUUUCAACUACGUUUUCUGCUAGUCCACCCAUUGUACAGCGACGCGGAAUCUCUUGGCGCUUUAUAAAUAAAUAAUAAUAAUAACAAUAAUAUAUAGAUUAUGUUAAAAGCAGCUGUUUUAGUUGUAUUUAUAUAUUUAUGGUUGAUAAAGUUCCCUUAGUAGUCUUUGCAAUAAGAAGCAGUGUUAUGUUGGGGAUUUAAAUGGUUUAUGCGCAUUUAUUCACAUGGUCCAAGAUGACACCUUUCUAUACUGACUAUUAUUUAGAGCAAUGUCAUUUGUUCUAAACUGGCUAAGUGUACAUUUUUAAAGUUGAAGCACAUUUAAAGUUCUGAUUUAAACACAAAGAGCACUAUUUUUUUUUUUUUUUACACAUGAACACCUUUUGAAGAAAGGUCCAGAAACAAGAAAAAAAAAACCCUUAUUAAAGUGUAGUUAUAUUUUUACAUGGUUUGUACUGAUGUUACAUGUUCUGUAUAUAGUCACUGAACAUAAAAGGUGAUAUUGUCCAAAUGUAGUUUGCUUUUUUUCUAUAUUCUAUUAAUUUAACAUAUAAACAGGUUUCAUAUUCUGGUUAGUAUAACCAGUUUGUUUUCUUUAUCUUAGUUGAUCCAUUUGGUAAAGGCUGGGAAGAAAUAUGCAGUGAGAUCAUGUAUGAUUGCGAAGAUGAAACAAAUGCUCGGGUACAGAAGGUAAGGCCUGGUCCAUGCAGAUCUAAACCGUGUGUUAGUAUAAUACACAAUUAUUACCAAAGAAAACCAAGGGGACCGCACUCCAUUCCAAAUGACCACCGGGUGCUUAAAUGAAGUAGGACAAGCAAAUCCAAAAUAAUGUAGAAGGAUAAAUUACGAAAUAUUAAUGGAACAGAUCACAGUGUGUAUUAUACUAGCAAAAGAGAUAUUUAGAGCAAGGUUUCAACCUUCUACAAGGUCUUUGUCAAGCUUGACCUUGUAGAAGGUCAAAACGUUUCUGUCACCUCAUUUGAUCCAAUAAAUCUGCUUGCUGUUUGAACACUGCAAGUGCCUGAAGAUCUCUUUUUCUGCUCGUAUAAUAAGUACACUCAUAUCAAUAUAGUUACAGCACGUUACAGCACGUGAUCACUGUUUUUUUUAAUUUCUAUCAAUUACUCAAGACAAAGUCAUGCAGGGGACUUGUGGAAAAGUGCAUCCAGAUUUUGUACAUGUAGCCAUGCUUUGUAAAAUAGUUGUUAGAUGAUCUCAGUACCCUCUUCCCUCCCAUAACAGGUUCACAAUGGAAUUUGAUUUGUGAACACUUUGCUUGAUUUGUGAAUGAAUGAGAUUAACUGGUGGGUUCCUUUGCACACCUACAGAGAAGCACUGCAGGUACUUAGGCUUGCUAUAUGUACAAGAGGAUACAGGUUAAUCAGGUUUGUAAAGUGGAGUAUAUUAACUCCAUGGGCCUCGACUCUGAACUUUUGGAUUAGAGGUCACUGUGACGGUAGUAAGCCUUAUAACCGUCCAGUAUUCCCCUUUUCCCAAUAGCAGAAUAACAACAAUAAUCCAUAGGGUAAAAUAACGCUGGUAUCGCCAAAUAAUCCACACAUGAGCCAAAGCUUAAUGCUGGAACAAGACUGAUUUACUGGAAGCAACAGGCAUUCAAUUUAUACAGUACAAGUCCUCCUCUGGGCCAGGCUAGAUAAUUGAGUUUCAGCAACAUACUAAACUCAAUUAUCUGCUGGCCAGAAACAUUAACAAUUUUCCACAUUUUUAAAAAUAUACUUUAUACAUGUAAUAGAAAUAUAAAAACCACAUCCUGGGUAGCUGAGGAUACUAGGAGUAACAUAUCCAAAUUGCACGAAAAUCCAUUCGGUAGUUUUCGUGUCGCAUCAUGUGGAAGUUUGACCGGCUCGCCAUGUGUUUGUAUCCGAGUUAGAGUUCCAUGAAAUUGGUAGCAAGAGUUCAUGCGGAAUUACACGAAAACCACCACAGUUAUACGGCAUCUGGUUACAUGUGAAUGCUCCCCUCAUUCGGUUGAUUGAAACUCCCGAACGCCAGUUUGAUACUGUAAGUGGAAAUCGGUCAGACGGGACUUCCAUAGAGACCGGGUGUUCGUGUGAUUGCCCUGCCAAAAAUGGUUCCAUGCAAUCAUCGAGUAAGUCCCGCUGGCUGCGUUCGGGAGAUCUAAGAUGGCCGCCAUCGUGUUCGAAUGCCGAAUGGCGGCCACCUAGAAGCACUCAAUUACCUUGCGGUUUUCGUGGUUACUUGGUGUUCUAAGUUCUGAUUGCUACCCAGGGUGGUCUCUGUUCGGUAGAACAAGUAAAUGUUCACAGAAAUAACAACGAAUACUUUACAGUCACUUAACUAGCAGGGAGAGGAAAUAACCGAAUGGAUACAGGUAAACACAAGGAAAUCCUUUACAGUCACUAACCUAGCUCAUAUGCAAACAUCACGAGUAUAACCAACCAUUUUGCCUUGGACACUAGCUGAUGCCUCGCCACAGAUUCCAAUAAAAGAAAGGUUUGGUUAUAUGUUGGAUUUCAUCGAUAUGACUUGACUUUCCCAAAGUACACCCGACAUGCAGUGUUAUACCAGAAUAUUUGAAAAACAAGGGGCAAAACUAACUCUUCCUCCUGCUAGGAUACCCCUAUAUCAGUACAACAGACUCCACAUAUAACUAAAUACUCAAGGUAAAAACCCUGUAACAUACCGUGAGUAUUGCACGGUAUUUGCCCUUUUUUUUAGUAAGGGUCGUUAGUGACUCUUUUUAACAGUUUUUGUAGAGCGGUACCUGGAAGAUAAUUCCUAGAAUCUCCCAUUUUUAACAGAGGAGGGUAAUUUCCAUUUUCAGGGUUUCUCUAGAGACUACAAAGGUUGAUUCUUUUAAUUGUCCGCGUGUGGCUUGUCUCCAGUUUUGCCUGUUUUAGACAUAAAAGACUUCUUUCUCAUUGUGCAUUUUCUCUACAGAUAAGCAGUAAUUAAAAACUAAUUAAAAUAUAUUAUAAUGAGAAAACACUUACAAAAUGCACUGCUCAGAACAAACACAAAACUCUUAUUUGUCAAGGACAUUUUCAGGGAACUACUGUGUGAUGUCACCGCGUGGUGCCUAUCAAACAGUAAAAUAAAGUAUUGCUAUGAAAUAAUUGUUAAUCCCUUUAUUAAUAUUCAUGUUCAGGAUUUGUGGAUUUUUUCAUAACUCAGUCUGAACUACUUUAAAGGGUCUAUUUUAUAAGAUGUCAACAUAUCCUAUCCUUCAGAAACAGAAGAUUAGCUGAAGACAGCAUACACACUAAGAAAAAAAAAGUCAAUUUAUCUGUCAUUUCUAAUGUUUCCCCACAGCUACUAAUUGCUCCAGGGGGCUUAUUCCUUAAUGACCUAUUUUGUACGUUAGGUUCAUGAGCUUUUUUAAUUAGGUGUUUACUCAACUAUAAAUUCCCUUUUUCUCACUUACCACACUUAAAGCGGCUCUGUCACUUUGCAAGUUUAAAUUAAUCCUUUUUGUCCCUAUAUUUUAUAUUUUUUUAAUUAAAUUAAUCCUUUUUGUCCCUAUAUUUUUUAUUUUUUUGAAAUUCACUUUUUUAGUUAUACAGAAAAUGUAUUUGCUGUUUAGUAGUAAAUCACCAGAAAUAUUACUCAUAUUGUGUUUAGUAUAAAAAUAGACCAAGCCUUUAUUAUUAUAGUUAAAAUAAAUACAAAAUCGCUCAAAAAGGGGGAAAAAUUGAAAAAAAGCUGCUUAACACAUUUUGUGGAUAACUGCGCUUUUUUCAAAGGUUGGGACAUCUUUUCUUAUGGGGACCAUGGUCUUUGGCAAAGUUACAGUUCACUUUCUAAGAUUAUGUAGCUACAAUCCGUUAGUCACCAAAGGGCAAACUGCAGACAUUUUGGACAGAGAACAAGAAAAUGGAGACACCCAGGCAGGCCCUAACUGACCAUUGGUCAGAGAUGAGAGGAUCUCUCCUGCCGGCCAAAUACAGCAAUACCCCCAUGUAUAUCUGAUUUCUGAUAAGUUGUCAAAUUGCAGACAUACCAAUUUCAGUUGUCAAAUACCCAAUUUCCAUUGAUUUAUUUAGUAAAGCUUUUUGAGACCCUGGAAAAGAAGACAACUUAGGCUAUUUAAUAUGCAACAUCUUGACUCUUUUCACUUGGUCAUUUCAUCACCAGUUUCUGCUCAUUUUAGUGGUAAUUGUUUUUCACGUACAUAUUAAAUUUUAAUGGUAUAUGUCACAUGCUUUAUGUGUCCUGCUACUUCCAAGUCCCCAAAUGUGUAUUCGAGGCAUCUCCCAAGUACAACAAAACCCCACGAAUGGUAGCAUACCUCUAACUAUAUAAAUGUAUUAGUUUGAAUUCAUUGCCAGAUGGGAGUCCCAAUUUUAAUCCUAACACUAUUACAAGUAUUUUCAAGGACUGAAUUCAACAUAUUACAGCCCUGAAGUCAGUAUAUUAAGGUGGCCUGAGGCACACCAUCUAAAAACCUCUGCUUGAACUCACUGUAUCUAACCCUUACCAUAUGUUUAUGAAUAAAAAUAACCUUAAGGUGAUGUAUUAUGACUUCCUUUGUCGACUAACAAUUUUAGUAAAAUUUUAGUUGACUAAAAUUUCUGAGAUUUAGUCGACUAGAACCAGACUAAAACUAAAACAAUUCAGAUGACUAAAAUACGACUAAAACUAGCGUGGCUAUUUAGUCAAAAGACUAUGACUAAAACUAAAGUGAAAUUUGCUGCCCAAAUUAAAACUGCCUUAGAGUGUUGGUAGAAAGUACACAAGAGCAGUCCAUGUAGCCAGAUAAGAUGGUGGCAACCCUAUAUAUAGUUCAGCACACACAAAACACAUUCUGCACAGAUAAUAGAAACUCCAUUCAUGUUUUUUAUAUUUAUGUUCAUGAAUGGAGGACUUUGCACUCAACCAUGUCCACAACGUAGGUACUUUUAUACAAAAUAAUAAAAAAAAUCUGUGAAAGUUAGUUUGUAAUUUGUAGGGUUUACACCAUGUGUCAGUGUGUAUGUAUUGAGUUCCUUAGACCAUAUAAUGUGCAAGGAGCAUUGUUGCCAUGCUUAAAGGACCACUAUAGUGCCAGGAAAACAUACUCGUUUUCCUGGCACUAUAGUGCCCUGAGGGUGCCCCCACCCUCAGGGUCCCCCUCCCGCCCGGCUCUGGAAAGGGGAAAAGGGGUUAAACUUACCUUUUUCCAGCGCUGGGCGGAGAGCUCUCCUCCUCCGAUCCUCCCCGUUGGCUGAAUGCGCACGCGCGGCAAGAGCUGCGCGCGCAUUCAGCCGGUCACAUAGGAAAGCAUUCAUAAUGCUUUCCUAUGGACGCUGGUGUGCUCUCACUGUGAAAAUCACAGUGAGAAGCACGCAAGCGCCUCUAGUGGCUGUCAAUGAGACAGCCACUAGAGGAUUAGGGGAAGGCUUAACCCAUUCAUAAACAUAGCAGUUUCUCUGAAACUGCUAUGUUUAUUAAAAAAUGGGUUAACCCUAGAAGGACCUGGCACCCAGACCACUUCAUUAAGCUGAAGUGGUCUGGGUGCCUAGAGUGGUCCUUUAAAGUGUUCAUUUAUUAUGCACAAGGUGUCUGUUUAAAAGUUUUAUCAUGCAUUAGUCACAUGAUGUGACAUGUUUAGUCUUGUUUUUAUCUAUUUCAUUUAUUACCCAAGUAAAUGACUACAAUGAAAGCUAUGGCUAAUCGUUUUAUUCCAACUUUGCAGGCUAGAGAUCUCAUCGAGAAAUUCUUCAUUCGGCAGCCGAAUGUCCUGAAAAAUGAAUUUGGAGACCCCACAAAAAUAUAUUAUAUUGAGCACAGCAUUGAGAUUACUCGUAUUGACAAUUGUCGUUCAGGCUUUGGAAAAAACGAGAUCACACACAAUGACUGCGCUAACUGCUGUGGUAAGAACUCCUUUUCAUAAAAAUUUGAACAUUUCACUGGGGAGAAAAAAACAUACAGUAACUUGUUUAAAAUAACACUCCAAGCACUAUAACCACUACAGUUCAUUAUAGUGGUUAUGGUACCUGGACUAUCCUCGCACUUCCCUGAUUUAAGCAGGCAAGCCAUUCAGUAAUGUUUUGACUUCUUACCUGCGGUUUGCUGGGCACUAUUCCCAUUCUCCUCCAGAAGACUUGAACUUAGCCCAGCAGUGCAGGGCUUACCCCAUUGGCUGAGAGCAAUCAGCUGACACUUUCAGGUAAUGAGAAGAGCUAAUGGAGCAGACAUCUCUGUCUUACAGUAUGCUGUUGUGUUUAUGGUAUUGUGUUGCAGAAUUUAGAAAUUUCCAAGAUUGCUACUAUUUUGAUUACUUAUCUUUCAUAUAAAAAUAAAAAAAAUGAAUUACAUAUAGAAAUCCUUGCUGCUUUUAUAGUCCUUGAACGGAGCGCCUUUAUCUUGACUCCCAGUCAGUUAAUGUUGUAAGCUCUGCCUCCUCACCUGUUAGUCAGAAUAGAAAUUGCAAAGAGAGAGGAGGAGAAACAGAAAUACUGUCUUCCUCUCUCGACAUCCACUGCAAGGUGUGCCCUGGCUGUGCCAAGAUUAAACUGGAUUGUCAUAUCAAUUGCUAUAUCUGUAAUAUACGUUUAAAAGGAAACUGGGCUUUCAGGAUUUUAUUUAAUAUGAUGUUCAAUGUUUCAUUUAAUAGUGCAAUUUCCAAUGACGCGUCAGUUCCCCUUUAAGCAAAGCUGUAUAUUGAAGUGGAGAAAGCUGUCUUCUGGAUUAGCCCUUUGUGCUGACCACAAGCCACAAACAGUCCUCUGUUAUAGAUCGCUAUAAUCCAUCUUGCAGGGUAAUUUGUAAUGAAAUGGACAGGUGCAAUUAGCCAUACAAUGACUGACAAUGAAAAAUGACACUCAUUUCCUCUGGCAGUGUUACAUACUCUGUUAAUGUUGACAUGGGUAAUUUGGGUAAACUAUUGUAACAAGUAAAUGGCACGUUACUAUGGCCAAUGGUAUUUUUUGCAGGUCAAUAAAUAAUAUUGAAAAAGGAAAAAUAAACUCUGAAAAAUGAACAAUAGAGGCUUAAAGGAACACUAUAGGCCCCAAGAACACUUAAUCAUACUGACAGCCACUACAGGCACUUCUGCCGAAUAGCAUUGUAAAACUCCACUAUUUCUAUCAGGUGGUCUCAUUGGCAUGGCAAUUUGCCGCACAUGCACACUAGCCUCCCAAUGCUUUCCUGUGGGUGACUAGGGCACCAUAGCGUUAGGAAUAUACAUUUGCAUUCCUAAUGCUAUAGUGUUCCUUCAAAUAAUUAUUUGUGUGUAAUUGUUUACAGUGUUAUUCACAAAAUACUGAUUUUUUUCCAGAUGAAUAAAAUUUGGUUAAAAUUAUUGAAUUACAUCUGGUCUGGCAAUUGGUUUGAAAUCCAGUCAUUACAAUCUGUCUGAUGCAUUCAGAUGCAUUCAGUUUAAAAUCUGUAUUUUUCAUAUCCGAAUUCUAUAUAACAUAUAGGAUCUGGAUAUUUACAAAGCACAAAUUUUAUACAAAAUCGUGACCGGAUACAUCCGAUAGCAUGCAUAUUUGCAAAAUAUCAUUUACUUGCAAAAACAAAAGUGUGUAUCUAUGUGUGUAUGUGUACCUUUGUGUUUGUAUGUGUCAGUGUGUAUCUGUAUCUGUAUGUGUACAUGUCUGUGUGUAUCUGAAUGUGUGUAUUUAUGUGUGGAAGUGCACCAGUGUGUAUCUGAGUGUAUGUACAUAUCUGUGUCAGUGUAUGCUUGUAUCUGUGUACCUGUGUAUAUCUGAGUGUGUGUGCAUAUCUGUAAGUGUGUUUGUGUCAGUGUGUGUAUCUCAAACACCAACACUGUACACAAAUACACCCCUACGUUCAAACACCACUAGUGCAAACACUUAUCUGCAUUAAAAAGGUACACACUACACACAACUGCAUUCAACAGUAAUGUGCACACAUUGACACUUUUGCAUUCCAGUGUCAACACUACACACAAACACACCCCUGUAUUCAAACUCCAACACUACCCACAAUCACUACACACAACUGCAUUCAACAGUAAUGUGCACACGAGGAGGUAGGCAUAGCAGCCACAGGAAGUUAGUGACAGCCAGCAUGCUGGGUAGGGCGGAGCCAUAAGGGGAGUAUUUAUACCAGCCAUUAUAUGAAGUGGCCAUUUUAACUGAACCUAAGCUUACCUGUCAGUUGUCCCUCCCACCCUCCCUGUAUUUGGUUAGGUUAGUUGAUUUCCCGUUUUUUCACAGCGGUGGGAAUGGCCUGGUUAAAUUGGAGGGUAGAUGGAGGAGAAAGUGGGCAUCCUGAGGUUUAGUGUGGAUUGGGCAGUGUUGCACGUGAUUGGUAGGUUCGAGCCCGUUGGGGGUUAUAUGUUGUAGCAUUUAGUUGAAAGGCAAAAAAUGGGAAUGGCCUGGUUAAAUUGGAGGGUAGAUGGAGGAGAAAGUGGGCAUCCUGAGGUUUAGUGUGGAUUGGGCAGUGUUGCACGUGAUUGGUAGGUUCGAGCCCGUUGGGGGUUAUAUGUUGUAGCAUUUAGUUCUGGGUAGGGCGGAGCCAUAAGGGGAGUAUUUAUACCAGCCAUUAUAUGAAGUGGCCAUUUUAACUGAACCUAAGCUUACCUGUCAGUUGUCCCUCCCACCCUCCCUGUAUUUGGUUAGGUUAGUUGAUUUCCCGUUUUUUCACAGCGGUGGGAAUGGCCUGGUUAAAUUGGAGGGUAGAUGGAGGAGAAAGUGGGCAUCCUGAGGUUUAGUGUGGAUUGGGCAGUGUUGCACGUGAUUGGUAGGUUCGAGCCCGUUGGGGGUUAUAUGUUGUAGCAUUUAGUUGAAAGGCAAAAAAUGUACUAUUUAUAUUUUAUUUUUUACAUGGAUAAAAAAUGUUUUAACAAUUAAUUUUUACAGUGGUCAGACUCCUCGGCCCUGUAAGGGUAUGUUAGGAUAAAAUAAACAACCUGGGGGUGUGGUGGUGUCUUGGUACACCCUACACAUUGUGGCACCAUUUCAUUGUUAGCCCAGAGUAAUAUUUAGAGAUAAAUACACCUCCAACAUGUGAUUACAUGUCUUGUGACAGUUCCACUUUAAUGCACCAUAUUUAAAGUUAAUUAUAGAGCACGGUGGGGGAUAUUGCUGUGAGUACAGGGUCAGGGUUUUAAUGCAUGGGAUGAAAGGUUAACCAUAGAAGGUGUGUUGUUUAUAUAUAUGUUCAUGUAAUACUUGGAAAUAAAUCAAAGAUUUCGAGUCACAAUGCGAUUUAUAGAACACUUUAGAGUUGUACUUAGGCCUUAGGUCAUGCUAUAGGGCUGGUUUUUGGAUGGACUUCAGUCUGUAUGUGUGAAAGGGUCCAUAAAGCAUAUCCUGGGGGUUUUUGCCACCUAGAAGUGCCCUUGCCUCACCAGUUACCUAAAGAAAGCUGAAUGACUAUUUUAUCCUGAACCCGUGAUCAGCAACUGAGGAACAAAAAAAAAAAAAAAGUAAGGCCCCAAAUUAUAAACAGGGGGCUCAGCUAUCAACCUUUGCCCAAUAUAAAAUCUAAAAAUUCUUGCUAGUGAUUGUGAUUUUGUCUAAACCUUGCAUCUCAUCAAUUUUAUUUACCAUCUUCACUUCAAUUUACAUUACAUUGCUUCAGUAGUUCCAUUUACAUUAUUGGCUUCAAAGUUCUAUCAUCACCUCAUCAGUCCGUAUCAUUAUUCAUCCCUAUUUAUGGGCAUCCAAUAAUAUGAAGACUCUUAUCAAGCAUUCUUCAUGAAAUUCUUAUCUUCACAGCCUGCCAUUCAUAGAGCUGCUAUAUAAUAAAACUGUUCAUUUUCCAUGCAUGAUAUUAAUUUUUCACACACAUCGAUGGACAAAAAAAUAGAAAAAAAGUUGAGAAGCAACUCAUAUAUCAUCUUUUAUCAGCAAAAACUUUAUUAACCUCUGAUUCAAGUCAGGAGACCUGAUACAUCACCAGAAGAAGACACCAAAACAUUUGUUUACCUUUUUGAACAAAGUGGGUUUUAUGCCCCUCCAGCGGUCGUUUCCCCUGCCAUCAUCUGCCAGUUCUGCUGCCUUUGAUGACAAAGUAUUAAGGGCUAGUGAAAGUGCAGGAAAUAACUUCUGCCUUAUCGUCUCCUCGGUCACGCAUUCAGGGUUUGAAUCAAUUAUACUGCCUGGAGGAAUAAUGUAAUCUUCUCUUUUUCAGACAUAUUGGCUUAGCACAGUAAUGACAAUAGUAUGUUGCUCAGACUGGAGAAGGAAAAAGGAGACUGAGCCUGUUUGAUUUCAUUGCAAUUUCUCUCACUGGCAGUGGAAAUUGGGCGUUCUACGCAAGCUAAUAUCAAGUUAGACUUUAAAUACUUAUAUUCACUGUAUAAUUCAGUGCUACUAUCAUGUUAGAUAAUUGACUGACUUUGCAUUUCUCGUAGAAAAAAAAAGAUGUUUAUUUUAUCCUAACAUACCCUUACAGGGCCGAGGAGUCUGACCACUGUAAAAAUUAAUUGUUAAAACAUUUUUUAUCCAUGUAAAAAAUAAAAUAUAAAUAGUAAAUUUUUUGCCUUUCAACUAAAUGCUACAACAUAUAAAAUUCUUAAAUCAGACCCCACAAAAGUAUUACUGGAGAAAUUGAAAUACAUCUUACAAAGGGGGCUUAAGGAUAAUUUAAUAUCUAAGAAAGAGUAUGAUUUCAUGCUUAUAAUAAAUCCACGUAUACCCACAUUCUAUAGCCUACCUAAAAUUCAUAAAAAACAUCAAGAAUUAACAGGGAGGCCUAUAGUGUCGGGUAAUAAUAGCAUGACACAAAACAUCAGUAUUUACUUGGAUCAUAUUUUAAGACCUUUGGUGGUUAAGCUUCCUUCCUACCUAAGAGACACAAAACAAACUUUGUCCCACCUAAAUACACUAACUAUGUCCACACAUUCUAUUCUUUGCAGCUUAGAUGUAGAAUAAUUGUACAGUCCGAUCCCCCAUGCUUUAGGACUAAAGCAUACACGCUACUUUCUACAACAGAGGGGUAUACAUCUUCAUAAACACAGCGAAUUUGUCAUCGAACUAUUACAGUUCGUUUUGAUGCACAACUUCUUCACCUUUGAUGGUAUAUACUACCACCAGGUGCAGGGUACAGCUAUGGGGACGUCUUGUGUGCCCUCAUACGCCAACUUGCACCUGGGAUGGUGGGAAGAAAAAAUUGUGUUUAUAGACAAUCUGAACGAAUUCACUCAAUAUAUUCUCUCUUGGAAGAGAUAUAUCGAUGAUAUCAUGAUAGUCUGGAGUGGUACUCCUGAAAAUUUAUCUCGAUUUGUACAGCAUCUUAACAAGAAUGAUCUUAAUUUAAGAUUUACUUUUGAAAUGGGGAAACCAUCCCUCAGUUUCCUAGACCUCACCUUGACUCCGGAGGCCAAUGGCAUCAUUAAAACUGGCUUCUUUAGGAAAAGUACGGCUACCAAUAGCCUAUUGAAUUGGGGGAGUUAUCAUCCGACGCCUCUAAAAAGAAGCAUACCGACUGGGCAAUAUUUGCGCCUUAGGCGAAAUUGCUCCGAUAUGGAGGACUUUAAGGUGAGAGCUAAGGAGUUACGUGCAAUGUUUAGAGCUAAAGGAUACCCCCACAAAUGUUUAAAAAGGGCGUACCAUAGAGCUCUACUAACUGACCGAGGAGAUCUCAUCAAGGAAGAUUUACCUCCUAAAAAUCAUACCAACUUCGACUCUAAACAAUUGAGAUGUAUCGCCACUUAUGACGCAGGGUGGGAACACGUCAAGAGGAUCCUAAAUAGAUAUUGGCCGCUGCUUAGACAAGACGAACAUCUUAAAGAGGUAAUUUCCCCCAAUGCGGCUUUAAAAACAUCAAAGAUUUUUUAGUACAUAGCCACUUUAAACGGUUGUCAACAAUUUCGACACACUAGCUGUCUAACAAACUUCUGGGGACUUACAAAUGUGGUCGCUGCAAAGCGUGUAACUAUAUUUGUAAGGACUCAAAAAGGUUUCAAAACAGCUCAAAGUCUGAUGUUUUUUUCUUUAAUUGUAAUACAAAGGGGUUGGUCUAUUUGCUAAUAUGCCAAUGCGAUAAGUUGUAUGUGGGCAAGACAUUUAGACCGUUUAAAAGACGGAUUUAAGAACAGAUUAAUUCCGUUAAAUCCAAUAGACACAUUGAAACCUCAGUAUCCAGACAUGUAAAAAAUUUUCAUCAAAGUGACCAUACGGUACUCAAAUUUUUGGGUAUUGAACAGGUCAAACUACAUCAAAGGAAAGGUAAUCUGGAUAAACUUCUGAGGAGACGAGAGUGUUUUUGGAUAUACCGCCUUAACACACUGUCACCAAUAGGGUUUAAUGAAGGCUUCACUUAUUCUCCCUUUAUUAGUGAUCUCUAAAAGUAGAGUAUAACACUAUUCUACAAAGUCAUAGGGACUGUAACUUUAUACUGUGAUUCUGGAAAUAGUAGUUUCAUUCUACACCUUUUUUUGUAUUUUGUAUUUGAAUUACUAUAUCUUUCUUUUAUGGAGAUACCUGAAAAUUUUUUAAGACUCUUGUUACCCCCCCUUUUAUGUCUAACUGUAUAUGGAGUCCCCACUAUGGAUUUGUAAACUGAACAGAAGUACAUCUUAUAUUGAUACUUAUAACAUAAAAUAUGGUCUAUUCAUUAUAUACUAAGAUAAUUGAUUUACAGUUGACCAUUAGGUUAAUUCCUUGGCCAUAAGGCUUUUAAUUGCAUUGUUCUUAAUCUGUCUUGUUGAUACCUUAUACUAUUAACAAUAGGUUAUGUAUUGAUUAGAGAAUGCACAUAUAGGUAUCCUUUGAUGCAUUGUAUAAUUUAUCUGGUUAUAGACUGUCAGAUCUGUGUAUAUAGUAUUAGAUAUAGGCAGGGCAUUGCUGUGUAAAGAAUCUCUGGCCAUUUAAGGGCUAUUAUUUAUUACAUGUAUGGCUUUAUCACUGGAGAUAGAAGGAGCUGCCACUGUUUUGUUUGACAGCCCCUCCCCGCUCUGAUACCGCCCCCAUCCCUUAGGAUAGGGGGGUAUGAUUUAAAUUACGUUUCCAGUGGGAGGGUUCCAGUUUUAAGAAGGGAUGGCUCUGCUUGCGAUCGGCCCGUCCUGCCCCCCACCUGCAACCUGAUUGGCUGCACGAGUGACGUGGGGAAAAGAAGAGGGGCCAUUGGCAGACAGCGGGACCCGGAAGAUCUCCGCCUUCGUCACGCCUCUCCACACAUCUGUUAGUGGUUACUGAGGCGAUUAGAAGACGAUGCGGAUUGGCCGGGGGGGGCUUUAAAUUCGUGGCAGAAACACAGGUAUUUUCAUCCCCUGACGAAGGUGCAACUACACGCACCGAAACGCGCGUCAGGUUUUUUGUUUCCUGUUGUUUCACUCACUAUGGGAGCACUAGAUGUUUAACACCUUUAUUCACUUCAAUUUUGUAGCUUGGAGUUUUUUCUUUUAUUUUUGUGACAAGGGGCAAUCUGAUAGGUCCUAGCUCUAGUUCUUAGGGACAGCAUAGAACACCCUUGAAGGUGUUUUUAGGGAUUAUAGGGUCCUACUAGCUCAGUAUCUCUUUUUUGUUAAAUUGUUUCCAAGCUUUUUGCUAGGUGUUAUGUGUUAAUAGCUGAGAUCUUCGAGCUCUUGCUAUCAGAAGCUUUCUGGUUUGCAACUACUUGCUAUUUCCUAAUCCUGUCUAUAUACUGACAAACUGAUUGCUGCCCUAUUAUUUUCUGAGUAUGGGAUUUAGAUCCUCUAAUCGGAUUGCUGAUUAACUGAUUUGGUAAUAGGUAUAAGGUCUAUACCACAUUAUAGAGACUUAGAGUACCUUCAGAUUAUUAUUAUUAUUAUUAUGAUAUUUAUAGAGCGCCGUCAAAUUCUGCAGCGCUUUACAAUGGGUGGACGAACAGACAUGUAGUUGUAACCAGACAAGUUGGACACACAGGAACAGAAGGGGUUGAGGGCCCUGCUGAAUGAGCUUACAUGCUAGAGGGAGUGGGGUGAGAUGGCACAAAAAGGUAAGGAUAGUAUUAGACUAAUGACAGUUGCAGAAGAGGAAUCAGUCAGGAGCUAUUAACAGUUUAACUGAUACGCUUUUAUGAAGAAGUGGGUUUUUAACGAUUUUUUUGAAGGAAUGGAGACUGGGUGAGCAUCUAACGGAGGAGGGAAGCGAGUUCCACAGGAACGGUGUAGCCCUCGAGAAAUCUUGAAGGCGAGCAUCAGAGGUGGGAGUACGGAUAGAAGAUAGACGUAAGUCUUCAGCAGAUCGUAAGGGCCUAGACGGAACAUACUUGUGUAUAAGGGAGGAUAGAUAGGUGGGAGCAGCAUUAUGUAGCGAUUUGAAAGCAAGAACCAGAAUUUUAAAUUGAGCUCUAUAUUUUAUAGGAAGCCAAUGUAGGGAUUGACAGAAGGGUGAGGCAUGGGAGGUGCGGGCGGACAGGAAGAUGAGCCUCGCCGCCGCAUUCAUUAUGGACUGUAACGGCGCUAGUUGGUAGCACGUAAGACCACUGAGAAGCAGAUUACAGUAGUCAAGGCGAGAAAGAACAGUGGAAUGGACCAACACCUUAGUCGCAUCUGGCGUUAAGUAGUGGCGGAUGCGCGGAAUGUUUUUUAGAUGGAAUGGAUUUGGCGAUAGAUUGAAUAUGAGGCUUGGAGGAGAGGUCGGAGUCAAAGAGAACACCUAGGCAGCGAGCCUGCGUGGUGGAGCUGAUGGUAGCACCGUUGACUUGGAGGGAGACAGACACAGGAGUAAUAACACUUGAGGGAGGAAAGACCAGAAUUUCAGUUUUGGUCAAGUUUAGUUUAACCCCUUAAGGACACAUGACAUGUGUGACAUGUCAUGAUUCCCUUUUAUUCCAGAAGUUUGGUCCUUAAGCGGUUAAGGAAGUGGGCAGCCAUCCAGUUAGAAAGAGCAGAGAGGCAGUCAGAGACACUAGUCAAGAGGGACGGGGUGAGAUCAGGAGAGGUAGGUAGUGUCAUCUGCAUAGAAAUUAUAUUGGAAGCCAAAGGAGCUAAUGAGUUUACCAAGGGAGGCAGUAUAGAUGGAGAACAGUAGGGGACCAAGGACUGAACCUUGGUCGACACCAACAGAGAGGAGUUGGGGAGAAGAAGCAGAGCCAGAGAAACACUGAAAGAGCGCUGGGAGAGGUAGGAUGAGCACCAGGAGAGAGCAGUAUCUUGUAGACCGAUAUUGCAGAGGAUGAGAAGAAGCUGUUGAUGAUCAACAGUGUCAAAAGCUGCAGACAGGUCAAGGAGAAUUAGGAUAGAGUAGUGACCACGAGAUUUUGCAGCGAGUAGAUCAUUGGAUACUUUGGUCAGUGCCGUUUCCACAGAGUGCUUAGCGCGGAAACCAGACUGAAGCGGGUCUAGCAGAGAGUUGGACUCGAGGAAGUCUGUCAAUCUCGCAUACAAAUUUUUUCAAGGAUCUUGGAUGCAAAAGGCAGUAGCAAGAUAGGACGAUAGUUGGAUGGGGAGUUAGGGUCAAGAUUGGGCUUCUUUAGAAUUGGGGUUACAGUUGCAUGUUUGAAGGGUAAUGGAAAUAUACCAGAGGAGAGAGAGAGAUUGAGGAUUUUAUUGAGAGGUGGAUAAAGCAAAGAAGACAGAGUACGGAUGGGAUGCGAGGGAAUUGGAUCUAGGGAGCAGGUGGUGGGGCGGGAGGACUGGAGCAGAGCAGAAACUUCUUCCAAUGUAGCGGGUGCGAAUGAACAUAGAACAGCAGAGGGAGUGAAGUUAGGGGAAGUAUUGUAAGAGGAAGAAGAAAGAUGAGAUAUCUCUUCUCUGAUUGUAGAGAUCUUGUCAGUGAAGUGAGUUGCAAAGUCUGAGGCGAUCAAGUUAGUAGGUGGAGGAGGAACAGCAGGGCAAAGAAGAGAGUUAAAUGUGUGAAAUAGUCGUUUGGGUUCGCGGGAGAGUGUGGUUAUGAGGGUAUUGAAGUAAUUAUCUUUUGCAGAGGAAAGAGCCAAGCUGUAUGAGCUCAGCAUAAAUUUAUAGUGGAGAAAGUCAGAUCACAGUGAGACUUUCUCCAACAGCGUUCAGCAGUUCUGGAGCAUUUUUGGAGGUAUCGAGUGAGCUUGGUGUGCCAGGGUUGUUGUUGGGGGGGCCUGCGGCGUUUAAAUGUACAAGGUGCCAUGAUGUCUAGUUGAGAGGAGAGGGUGGAAUUGUAGAAGGAGGUUGCAGAACUAGGACAGGUGAGGUUUGAGAUAGGUAAAAGGAGAGUUUGGAGAUUAGUGGAGAAAUGCUCUAGGUCAAGACAUUGGAGGUUUCUGUGAGAGAAAUAUAUACCCCCUGCCACUUAGCAAUUAUCCCAGUUACAUAGUGCCUUUAAUCUAAAUGUACCAAUAAAGUAUUUAUUAUUUGAUUCUUCAUAGGCACAUUUUGGGACUAGAUGUAAUUGCUGUCUGUAGUAUAUUUUACUAAUGCAACUCCAAGCUUAUUUCUGGAUUGGUUACAUACCUUCAUAAUGUCUUUUUCUGGCUUUGUAUAAAACCAGAUUUGGAGUUUCAUUAGCUUUGGGACUCUAUUAGUUAUUUAUUAUUUCUUUAGUUACAACAUCGGGCUUAAGCCCUAGGGUGGGGCUGGUACCACCAACUCUGACCGCUGUGUGUCUCUUUUCACUUUCAGUGAAAAUUGUUUACACACAGUUCUUUGUAUUCUUUUUUUUAUCUGUAUAUGUAAUGGUGUUUGUGUGUGUGUGGUGUGUGUGUGUGUGUGUGUGUGUAUAUAUAUAUAUAGAUAUAUGAAAUUCUUAACAUGCAUCUAACAUCAAAUUAUUCUUGACAAAAUGUUCCAUGCUGCUUAGAUACCAGCAUAAAUUGAUGAGAUCCAUUUUGGAUGUUGCACUUAAUUGUGUGUGUGGUUUUGUUUCUUCGAAGUGAGUGGUAAAAUAUUGAUCACCAUACCUCCUUGUAAACCUUUCCAUUUUCUGGCAGCAAUUUCUUACUUGUUGCAAAAUAAAAGGCAAAUCACCUAAAUGCAAACAUUUGGGAAUAUGUAGAUUAUGUGAGCAAUCUAGCAAUAGAUAUUUAUUUCUCUAUUUUUUCAUUCACGGGUGAGAAUGCUGCUUUGAUGAUGUGUAAGUGAGGUUACAAAGAGAAGAUGGUUCUGUUGAGAACAAUGGACCUGAAAGAACGUAUGUCAUUUAAAUGUAUCUUGUAUGUCUAUGAUUGUGUUUUGCUACCUACAUGUAUUUUAUCUUAAAAAGCAACAGAAAUAGAAUCCCCCAGCUUCUUGACUAUACGUGUAACCUUAUUUAAACAUAUCUUUAAAAUGUAGAAUGUUCUGUCAUGUCACCAGUGUGACAGAUCCAUGUUUUUAAAUAGGUAGAUAAAAGUCAUUGGCCAAAACAAAAUGGUAUUAAUGAUUUAAAAACUGUGACGUGCAAAACGUGUCUCUGCCACAUUGCCAAAUUGUUAGAUUGCUGUACCUGUCUAUUUCUUAAAGAGAAAACCUCACUUCACAGAAGUUUAAAUCUGUUUUCUUUUCCCUUAUGUUUGUCAAAUACAUGUUCAUGAGAUUUGAAAAAGUAAAAGUAAAUGCAGAAAUCCACACUGCUGUAUUUAUCUACAACCAGGAUUUGAGUGCUUCCAUCUUGUUUCCCCGUCAGUCAUUGUUACAUGCUCUGGCCUGUCAAUAAGCGUGGCGAGGGCAAUACUAAAGUGUGCUUUUGCUAUGCCAGGAUUGUAUCUGAUUGCGAUUUCAAUAACUAGAUAUUUGCUUAACAUUUAAACGAAAUGUUAGACUAUCUCAUGUUAAAGAGGUUAACUUACGUUACAGGAGAUUUUCAAUGUUUCCCUUUAAAAAGCAGCUGAGUAUCAUACACAAACCAUAAAACACAAAAUAUACAUCCAACUAGUAAAGUAUUGAUAGAUCCUAAAAUAAGAGCAUUGACCACUUGAUUUAUGUUGCCCUAACAGGACUGAUUACCAUAAAAUAAUUCUCAUCAAAUGCUAUUCUGUGAAUACAUACUCGUCACUGUUUUCUUUUUGUUCUGUUCAUGUUUUUGCAGUAGUGUGUGAUCCCAAUACAUUCAAUUCGAUGAACAAUGUCCACUGUCAAGUCUGCAACGACAUCCGAAUUCCAUACUACGGAGCAACUACCUGCUAAUGUAAA